CUCUCUUUCGCGGAAGAGAAAAGCAGGAAGUAAAGCAAACAGGAGCGACCAUGUGCCGUAGGAAAAAGGGGUGGAUGGGAGGGACUUCGUUGCAACUUGGGAAGAAAACUGCAGCAGGCUGCGUCUCUAGGGAUCGUCCACCCCGUCGCUGGGACCUAGGAUCCCAGAUCCAAAGUCGGAACUUUGAAUUUAGGCAGCGUAAAAGUGACAGCCGGGAGAGAGGAGAUGCAGCGCCUCCCCAUCCCCUGCGCGAGGCAUAGAUUGCGCCGCUGAGUUCUUUGGAAACAUACGAUGGAAGGGCGCAAAAGUCUUUGUUUCGUUUGGGUGCUAAUUUCUCCGGGUCGGAUAAGAUCCUGCAGGGCGUGGAGCCUCGCCAUACUACUGGGUCUCACAGUGCAAGUAGCCUUUGGGGCUUUCCUGAUAAAUGUGGACGUCUCACAGACCGAAAGGGAAUUGAAGCACUUUUGGAAAAGCACAGGAUAUUGGUAAGACAGGAGCUAUAUUUGUUGUUUAGUUGUUUAGUCGUGUCCGACUCUUCGUGACCCCCUGGACCAGAGCACGCCAGGCACUCCUGUCUUCCACUGCCUCCUGCAGUUUGGUCAAACUCAUGCUGGUAGCUUCGAGAACACUGUCCCACCAUCUCGUCCUCCGUCGUCCCCUUCUCCUUGUGCCCUCCAUCUUUCCCAACAUCAGGGUCUUUUCCAGGGAGUCUUCUCUUCUCAUGAGGUGGCCAAAGUAUUGGAGCCUCAGCUUCAGGAUCUGUCCUUCCAGUGAGCACUCAGGGCUGAUUUCCUUAGGAAUGGAUAGGUUUGAUCUUCUUGCAGUCCAUGGGACUCUCCUCCAGGACCAGAAUUCAAAAGCAUCAAUUCUUUGGUGAUCAGUCUUCUUUAUGGUCCAGCUCUCACUCCCAUACAUCACUACUGGGAUAACCACAGCUUUAACUAUACAGACCUUUGUUGGCAAGGUGAUGUCUCUGCUUUUUAAGAUGCUGGCUAGGAGCUAUAUUUACUAACGAUCAAAAGAAGUCCACUUUAUGCAGGGCACAAGCAGUAUGCAGCACGUGGUUUUGUUUUGCUCUUGCAAAUUUAUUUGCUGCAACUCUGCCCCGUUUUUCCUCCCUUAGCAGCUCAAGGCAACGCAACACGGUUCCUUCCCCCUUUGUUUUAUCCUCCCAACAUCCCUGUGAGGUAGGUUAGGUUGAGAGAUGGUGACUGUCCCAGGGAGGUUCCUGACCAAGUGGGAUUUGAACCCUGAUUCCUACCUGCUGUCCUAGCCCAACAGUCGUAACCACUGCAUCACUCGUUUUUCACGCUCAUCAUUUCCCCAAGUGAUACAGCGUUUCAGGGGAUCAUCUUCUUAGGAGUCAGAGAGCAUUGGAGAUUAGCACUAUAUAUCUCUGCGUGUUUUUAAACAUCCACAGGGCAUUAGGGAGCAGCAGCACCAGUCUCGGCUCACCAAAAAGCAAACAUUGUGCUUUUUGUGCUUGCAUACACCCCUUGCAAAACUCAGAUUCUAGGUGACAAUAGUAUAUUGCAGAGCUUUCCAAACCGUGUGUUGCGACACAUUAGUGUGUCGGCUGCAGGGUGUAGGUAUGUCAUGUGAACGCUCUCCGCGCUCCUCCUGGGGCUGGAAAGGGCUUAGUUUAAACUCCAGUUUACUAGUAAAACUGAAUUAAAAGUAAAGGUAAAGGGACCCCUGACCAUUAGGUCCAGUCGUGACCAACUCUGGGGUUGUGGCGCUCAUCUCGCUUUAUUGGCCAAGGGAGCCGGCGUACAGCUUCCGAGUCAUGUGGCCAGCAUGACUAAGCCACUUCUGGCAAACCAGAGCAGCGCACGGAAACGCCGUUUACCUUCCCGCCGGAGUGGUACCUAUUUAUCUACUUGCACUUUGACGUGCUUUUGAACUGCUAGGUUGGCAGGAGCAGGGACUGAACAACGGGAGCUCACCCCAUCAUGGGGAUUCGAACCACCGACCAUCUGAUCAGCAAGUCCUAGGCUCUGUGGUUUAACCCACAGCGCCACCUGCGUCCCUAUAAAACUGAAUUACUGUGUCGCAAAAUGAUACACGUCUAAAAAGUGUCAACAACAUGAAAAGUUUGGAAAGCUCUGAUAUAUUGGCUAUAAAAAGGUAAAGGACCCCUGACAGUUAAGUCCAGUCGCAGAUGAUCUGAUCGGCAAGCCCAAGAGGCUCAGUAGUUUAGACCACAGUGCCACCCGCGUCCCGCAUACUGACUAUGCUAGCAAGCAAUUUCUUUGCAGUAUUCCCUGCCCCUGCGAAUGUUGUGUUUAGCUUAGCUAGUACUCACCAGCCAUCAAAAGCCAUUUGUGCAUCUUCUAUUUUAUUUUUUAAAUUAGUUUUUAUUGAGGAUUUUGUUGUGUUACAAAACAAAUAAGCAGGCCUGGGUAGAAACCUUACCCCAUGAAUUCAAUUGGCAAACCCAAGCUCUUCACUGAGCCAAUUCAAAAAACUGUAACUUGGAUCUUGAAGCAAUUAUACACAAACUUUCUAACCACAUACGCAGCUCCUUCUUGCUAGUUGUAAUUAAACCAAGAGUCUUAAAUUAAUCAUAGUUUCCUGUUCCAUAAGAACAAGCCAGAAUAUUAAACCAAUAUUUGGUUGUACAAAAUGGGAAGAUAUCAUUAAUGGAAAGACUUCCUGGUUCAUUUGCUGGCUGCAUGGGGUGGGGGGAAGGCUCCAAACACAGCCAUCCCCUCCCCCCAUUGCAACCCUCACUUGCAACAUAGAGAUACAGUGGUGCCCCGCAAGACGAAUGCCUCGCAAGACGAAAAACUUGCUAGACGAAAGAGUUUUCCGUUUUUUGAGUCGUUCCGCAAGACAAAUUUCCCUAUGGGCUUGCUUCGCAAGACAAAACGUCUUGCGAGUUCUUGCAAGUUUGUUUCCUUUUUCUUAAAGCCGCUAAGCCGUUAAUAGCCGCUAAGCCGCUAAGCCAUUAAUAGCAGCUAAGCCGCUAAUAGCCGCUAAGCCGCUAAUAGCCGUGCUUCGCAAGACGAAAAAACCGCAAGACGAAGAGACUCGCGGAACGGAUUAAUUUCAUCUUGCGAGGCACCCCUGUAAUACUGACCCACCUAGCAAGGGUGUUGGAAGGAUUGCUGAAAUAAUAUAUGUGAAGGCAUCAAUAAACAUUAAUAAAGCUUUACAAUUUCUUUUGGCCUCUAAUCUUUCUAAUGUGUCAAUUGUAUUCCUAAUAUUAUCUUUCAUAUGUCUCCCAGGCAGACAUCCUGCCUGGUCUUUAUGUAUAUAUUCUAUUAAGACCUUUUUCAAUCUAUUAGCCAAAAUAUUUGUGAAUAUUUUAUAGACAACAUUAAGUAAUGAGAUUGGUCUAUAAUUCUUAACAUCCGAUCUAUCCUGCUCUGGUUUCGGUAUCAGGUUUAUAUAUGCAUCUUUCCAGGUUUCAGGUGGUUUCUCCCCUAUUAAUAUCUUAUUACAUACAUCUGCCAGCGGAUGGAUUAACCAAUCUUUCAAAGUUUUAUAAUAUUUGCCAGACAAACCAUCUGGUCCUGGGGCUUUGCCUAAUUGCAUUUGGUUUAUUGCUGUCUCAACUUCCUGUCUUGUAAUCGUGUCAUUGAGUAAGGAUCUUUUAUCUCUGGGAAUUUUCUGAACUUCAUUUACCUUAAGAAACUGCUCAAUUUUGUCCAUAUCUUCUUUACCUCUUUUAUACAGUUGUUUGAAAUAUUUCUGAAAGCAUUUCCUUAUAUCUGCAGGGUUUUCCACAGAUUUUCCAUCAGAUACAAUAUUUGUAAUAGUAUUUUGUUUCUGCCUCUUUUUUAAUUGCCAGGCCAACAAUUUUCCACACUUAUUUGCAGAUUCAAAAUUUCUCCCUUUCAUUAAUUUUAUUUUCCAUUCUAUUUCUUGAUUUAUAAUUAGAGAAAAUUGAGUCUGCAAAGCUUUAAUUUCUUUUUGUAUUUGUUGGCUUUUUGGCUUUGAUCUUAAACUCUUUUCUUUCUCUUUUAUUCUAAUGAAUAUUACUUUCCUCAUCUUUUCAGUCCUCCUCUGCCACACAGGAAAGCAGAUUUAUUUGAUCUCAGUAAGGACCAAAUAAUUAACCUGGCUUAUAUUUCUUCUGUGCCACACAAUGGCAUUGAGCAAAUUCGAAUCCACUGGCUCCUGGAACUUAUUCAAGUCAGGUAAGUUAAAUUCUGUCUUUCUUUCUUUCUUUUUUGCCAAAGUUGUUGAGCUUUUUGGGCAAAAUCACCAGGGGGGGGGAAAUGCCGUUUCUGAGCUGUUUUUAUGGAAAGACAGCACUCUUAACGUGAGCUACCGUACGUCUGGAUUUUCCCAGAAUUCCCUCUCCCCUCCCCCCCAAUUUCUGUCCAGACACUGCUGCCGACUGCAGUAUUCCGGAUAUGUAUGGCAACCCUACUAUAGUCUUAGUUAAACUGGACUGACCUGGUAAAUUGCGUGAAGAGGAGAUGGUGGAACUAUUUCCAUCUUUGGAGGUAGCGCUUAGGUGGAAGGGUAUUUUUAAACUUUUUAAAAAGGAUUUAACUUUAAUCCUUCAAAUAAAUCCACAGAAGGUACCAGUCUGCCUGGCUGGACACAAAUGGGAUGGGAUUUCAAAUUUUUAAGGGUUCUAAAUGGUGUGCCUUGGGAGCUUAUCCAUAUAAAAACAAGUAGUUUCCACGAGGCUUCAUUGGUUCUCUGCAUGAACUACAAGGCUUUUCGCGCGCCUUAGAAUUGUAUGCGACACACAAGGGCUCCGUGGCAGAGAACCAUAAGCAUUUUUGACAGUAAGGUUUAUUCUGAUAGAAACUUGACCAUGUGCUGUGUGUUAGAGACCUCUUCUAACUAUAGCUGUCAACCGUCCCUUAUUUGGCGGGAAAGUCCCUUAUCCCAGCGCUUUGUCCCGCUGCUGUCCCUUAUUGAUGAUGCCCCUUAAAUUUCCCGGGUUUCAAAGGAAGCAGCUCCUCUCCCUCCCUCCCUGCCGGCCAGGGAGGAGGGAGGCUCCAACUGUGUUGCUUGUCUGCGUUGCUCACCCAAUAAGGAGUCUAAGAAUGACUGGGGGGUGGAGCUUGCAUGCCUUGUGCCGAUCAAAUCGGCCGGGUUGCCUGGGGACUCGCCUUUGCUCAGCGCUUCCCAGCCAAGAGGUGACGGUGGUCUUCCUUGCUGCAUCCCCCUUUGCCGGGUUGCUGCGUUGUGGGAACCACUGCUUGAGGCUUCGUUUGGCUGCUGGCUGGGCUUUCUGCCUUUGGCUCGGAGGGGCUCAGAGGUUGAACAUACCUGUGCCCGGAAAAUCCCUUAUUUUGGCUGCUGAUCCCUUAUUUUUGAGGCUGCUGGUCCCUUAUUUUCAAAUCUGUAAGUUGACAGCUAUGCUUCUAACGGUAUUGAAAAAAUACAGAAUCAUUUUGUUUUUCAAUGGUAUCAAAGAUACUUUCAAUGAUAUUCAUGCAUUGUAUGGCAUGACAAAGAAUGAUUAUCGCUUUCUUGAGCAUGGCUCCCAUUCAUAUGGGAUGCAAACAGGAAUCCAGCUUUGCAACUUCUUGCUCAGUUCCACCCUACAUUCUGGAAGAAUGUGAUCUCUUCAUAGCAUUCAAGAACAUAACACGACAACAAUACUCUUAAAUGUUUUAUGUUUUCUGCCAAAGUGUACUAUUUUGUUAUUGUUGAUAAGUCCAUCUGAAGGUCAGUUGCUGCCAAGAAUACAAUACAUUAUAUAUAUAUUUUUUAAAAAUAUUAAAAGCACAAAGCACAUAGCAGCAGCUCACUUAGAAAAUAACUCCACAUCAAGAAAUGAACUUGCAUAUUGUCAGGGAACUGCCAUCGGAAGGAAGGGAGGUGAAAGGACUCAGACAGGUUGGAAGAGAUUCAGCAGCUGAAGAGGGAACCAGCAGGGGGAGAGAAGCUGAACUGAGGGAAAGGGAGCUGGGGGGAUGGCUCAGAGAUACUUCCAGCGAAAACAGUGGUGAGGUUUCCGGACCUCCUGUAGCGACACCCACUCCUCGCCGGAAACUGUCACGCAGAGAGUCCAGAAGACGUGUUUCCGUUAAGGAGCUUUUAUGUUGGAAGCGAUUACGAAAGCAACCACUGUCGGAAUCUUCUAGUGACUAGAGGAGCCAUGUCAGAGGGGCUCAGUCACAGACAGAGGUUUGUGGACUUGAACAAACUCUGAGGGAAUACGAUUUUACGCACAAGCAGCUCAUAAUCCCAUCACAGCAUUCCGACAGUCUUUGAACGCAGCUUGUGCAGGAGAAGGCAUAAUGAGCAACCCAGCAGGAACCGGAGAAGCAGGGGCUGGAGCGGGUCCAAGCCUGGAAGAAAGGUACCGGGUGUUGGAGGUCCAGCUGGCGCUGCAGACGGCGAGGCUGGAGGAGAGGAGGGCUCAAGAUGCAGACAAAAGGGAGAAAGCCACCCAGCUCGCCAGAAAGGUACCAGGAUUGGUGCAGAAAUUUGGGGGGGAGCCCAAAGACUAUCAUAGCUUUCGGACAGAAAUGCAAUAUGCCCUCAAUCUGCAGUUUGAUGAUUUCCUGAUGAGGAAUCACGAGUGGCUUUUGUGAUUGGGCAUCUUGAAAAGGGGGCGAGAGACUGGGUGAGACCCCUGAUGGCAGCGCAUAGUGACGUCCUAAAGGACACGAUGAAGUUCUUUCGCGCCAUGGAUCUGAUGUUUUCCAGCGAUAUUGAAAAGGGAGUGGUGCGCAGACAGUUAAUGGCUUGCAAACAGGGGAGCCGAUCUGUACGUGAGUACUGGACUGAGUUCACCAUGCUGAUACACAGAUUGGGGUGGGACUUAUCGGCGGAACCCAUUCAAAUGCUCUUUGAAGAAGGGCUUUCUUCGGCUGUGAAAGAUGAACUUUCCCGGGCGCCCAGGGCGGAGUCUAUGGACCAGCUGACCAAAUCAGCGCUGGCCAUAGGAGCGCGCCAGGAGGCGAGAGCAUUGGAGAGGCGGGAAGGGAAAGGGGAACGUUGGAAGGAGUUCCGCAUUCCAGACAUUCCAGAGCCAACUGUCCCGCCGGCAGAGCCGAUGGAAAUCGGAACAGCGCGCGCGCGCAGUUUCACAGCCCAGUGAGGGGGGAAAGAAGGAUGGCACCGGCGCCCGGAAAUGCUAUCUCUGCCAACAGCCAGGGCACUUUGCCAGAGUCUGCCCCCAGAGGAAGGAAUGGCAAGGGAUGGUGGGAGCUGUGGAGGGAAGAGAGGAAAAACAUACCGGAGCAACUAAAAGCCAACGCCUGGCUGCCAUUGUCGGGGCACAGCAGCCAGGCCAAAGAGCAGUGAAAGUGCCCACUCCAGAACCUCCUAAACCCGCCCUAGUGAUAGAAGUGACACUAGAGCUGCCAAACGGACACCCUCUAAAGAUAAAGGCGCUGUUGGACUCAGGCAGCUCCUGCAAUUUCAUGAGCAAAGAGUUUGCAGCUGAACACCAGAUACAGACGCUCCUUUAAGCAACCCCUGCAGGUAACCACGAUCGAUGGCAGGGAGCUGUUGGGAGGAGAAGUCAGCUUGCAGACCGUCCCAAUGAUAAUGAAGGUGGCAAGGCACACCGAACUAAUAGCAUUUAAUGUGGCCACCUUGGGAGGAGCUCCCAUUAUAUUGGGGAUGAGCUGGCUAGCGUUACAUGAUCCGCUGGUGGGCUGGCAUCAAAGAGUGGUUUCUUUUGGGUCAGCACAUUGCUUAGAACAUUGCAAAGAGGGAAGGGUUUUGGCAGGGGCCCAAGCCACUCUAGCAGGGACUGAAGUGACGGAGAACGUGAAGGUACCACGACAAUACGCAGAUCUCCGCGACGUCUUCAGCGAAAGGGAAGCUGACCAACUACCACCGCAUAGAGCCUUUGACUGUCAAAUCAAUUUGCUCCCUGGGGCACAGCUCCCUGUGGGCAAGCUGUACGCCAUGUCAGACAGAGAGAUGCAGGAGCUAAGAGAGUUCAUUGACAAGAACCUGAAGAGAGGGUUCAUCAGAGAGUCCAGGGCGGUGGGGCAGCCCAGUGUUUUUGUCCACAAAAAACACGAACAAGCCGAGACUGGUGUGUGACUUCAGGGCCUUAAAUGCAGUGUCAGAACCAGUGGCCUUCCCGAUGCCCAGGAUUGACGACAUUUUGACAAGGGUGCGGAAGGGAAAGAUUUUUACCAAGCUGGAUCUAAGGGGGGCGUACAACCUGAUACGAAUAAGGAAGGGGGAUGAAUGGAAAACCACCAUGUUCACCCCUUUAGGGGCAUUUGAAUACUUAGUUAUGCCCUUCGGUCUACAAGCAGGCUCCGCAACAUUUCAAUCGUUUAUGAACCACGUCCUGGGGCCGUUGCUUUACAAGAAUUGUGUGGCCUUCUUAGACGACGUGUUGGUGUAUUCUGAGAAUGAGGAGCAGCAUGUGAGAGACGUCAGAGAAGUGUUGAGCAGGCUGCAAGCCAACCAGCUGUGGGUGAAACUGGAGAAGUGUCAGUUUCAUACCAAGGAGGUGGAAUUCCUGGGGUAUCGCCUGUCUGACAAGGGGUUGGCCAUGGAUCCCGACAAGGUCCAGGCGGUACUGGAAUGGAAAACACCCAAAACAAGGAAGGAUGUGCAGAGGUUUUUAGGGUUUGGGAACUUCUAUCGUAAGUUCAUCCCAAACUUUGCCCACCUGACGGCGCCCAUUACGGACUGUCUCAGCAGUAAGAAGAAGUUCGCUUGGACGGAGGAGGCGGAGCAAGCAUUUGAGGACCUAAAAAGGGCCUUCGCCUCGGAACAACAGCUCCUGCAGGUGGCUUUACACAAACCGAGGAUAGUGGAAACUGACGCUUCCGUCAGAGCGGUGGGGGCGGUGCUUCUCCAGCCAGGGAAGGCGGAGUCCGGGUGGAGACCGGGUGCUUUUCUUUCGCGAAAGCUGAACAAAUCCGAGAGGAACUACACGGUGUAUGACCGAGAACUACUAGCCAUUCAUGAGGCGUUCCGGAGAUGGAGGCACCUGCUAAUUGGCGCACAACAUAAGGUGCAAGUGUGCACUGACCACAAGAACCUAGAGUAUUGGAGGACGGCACGAGUGCUCAACCAACGGCAAGUGAGAUGGGCCCAGGAAUUCUCCAAAUUUAACUUUGAGAUUUGUUACGUGCCAGGCCCAGAGAACAUUAGGGCGGACGCCUCUCACGCAAACCUGAAUAUUGGGAGGGGGAGGGAGCACCCGAAGAGAGACAUGUCAUUCCAGAGGACCGCUGGGUGUGUGGGGCGGCAUUGGUGGGACAAAGAGAACUGGUAGAAGAAACAGAGAAUGAUGAAUACGCCCAGAAUAAGCUCAGAGGUCUUAGGGAUGAGGGAGAGGAAUCAAGGGGUUUCGAGGAAAGAAAUGGAGCUUUGUAUUACAAAGGGGCACUGUAUAUCCCUGAAGGAGACUUAAGGGGGAGGGUACUCAAGCAGUUGCAUGACAGCCCCACGAGCGGGCAUUUUGGGCAACACAAAACCAUGUGGUUGGUCACCAGGGAAUUUUGGUGGCCUAAGGUGAGGGAGGAUGUACGUGAGUAUGUAAGAGGGUGCGAGCAGUGCCAGCGAGCCAAAGGGGAAAGGCGGGCGCCGGCGGGGCUAUUAGAACCCUUACCAACACCAGAACGACCUUGGGAGGCAGUGUCGAUAGAUUUUAUGACUGAUCUGCCGAAGUCCAAAGGGAAAACAGCCAUCAUGGUGGUGGUAGACCUACUAACAAAGAUGUGCCACUUUGUAGCUUGCUCGCAUGCAGUCACGGCGGAAGAGACAGCGAAGUUAUUUGUAGAACACAUUUUUAGGUUGCACGGGGUGCCAUUGAGGGUGGUCUCAGACCGAGGAAAACAAUUUACUUCCAGGUUCUGGAGGAAGCUCAUGAGCUUACUGCAGGUGGAGGUCAACUUUCGACUGCCCGGCACCCUGAAACCAACGGGCAGGCGGAAAGAGCAAACGGUGUCCUCCAGCAAUACCUGAGGUGUUAUGUCAAUGACAGAGAGAAUGACUGGGUAGAAAAGUUGGCGCUGGCGGAAUUUGCCUACAACAAUGCCGAGAAUGUGUCCACAGGGAUGAGCCCUUCUUGGCUAAUUAUGGGUGUCAUCCCAGGGCUUCCCCAGGGCGAGCACGGGAGAGAUGGAGCGCACCGGCAGCCGAGCAUUUUGUAGAAGAAAUGGAAGCAAUCCACCGUCAGCUCCAACUCAACUUAGAAAGGGCGAAGGAAGAAUACAAGAGGCAGGCAGACAAGAACCGAAGGGAAGGUGAAACCAUAAGGGUUGGAGAUAGGGUGUGGCUGUCAACCCGAGGGUUGCCGCUCAAAGGAGGUUGUAAGAAAUUACGACCCAGGAGGUUGGGUCCCUUUGAGGUCAUUCAACAGGUCAACCCAGUGGCUUUCAGGCUCCGGUUACCCAACCACAUGAAACUGCACCCAGUAUUUCACAGGUCGCUACUGUCACCGUACGAGGGGGACGAGAAGGGAUGGCCACUGGGGACCGGUCAUAGAAGAAAGAGAAUGCAGCAGUCAUGUGGCAGAAAUCCUUGAUGCCAGGUGGAAGGGGAAUUGCUAAGUAAAUAGUUCCAUCAGCGCAAGGCUUUCUCAUUGUACAAUAGAACUUUCCCUCUUCUCCUCCCCUCAUACGCCCCCUAAAUCUGUUCUAGGGGGUUUCCCCAACCCUCCAAAGUAGAAAGAGGAUAGGAGAAGGAGUCAUUGACAGGCACUGCUAAAUCCCCAAGAAGGCUUUUCAGUGGUUUGUUUAAGGCUGGCAGAACCGAGAGAAGAGCACAAAUUUACAGAUUGUUCAGAGUCCACAAAGUGUGGCUGGCCUGGGUAGCUCCCACCUGCUUCUCCCAACUUCCAAGACCAGGACAUACCGUAUUUUUUCGUGUAUAAGAUGACCCCCAUUUUUUUUAAACCCAAAAUAAAGAAAUUAAGUUGUUUAGCUUUUUUGGGGGAUGGGGGAGGUCACUUCCAAUCUGAAACCAUACCUGACCCUGCUUAGCUUUGCAAAUUUGCUAGCAGUUGUACUGCUGUACCACCAGGAGGAUAGGAGGCAAAGCUCUGCUUCUUAAUCUGAAAUAUGUGGGAAUAGGCUGCACUAGCUCAGGAUUGAGGAGAAGGCACUUUGCACAUGCCUGGAGGCACAUUUUUUAAUUAUUACUUCACAUAUUUCAGACCUCAGUUCUGGUAUUCAAAACAAAUUCCAGAGUAGGCCCUCACAAAAGUGAAAACCUGAUCAGAUCCUUUGCUGCUUCCCCCCUAAAAUCAAAUUAUCUCAUUUUUUUUCUUUAAAGAAAUGUUUUAUAUAUUUUAAUUUUAUACUACCCAACCCAACUGAUUAUUCCUGUUUGCUCUUUGGGGGAGAAAGAGAGAGAGAGAGAGAGAGUUGUCUCUGCAAUUGUCUAAAAUGGGUCAGCAAACUAAGGCCCCUGGGCCAGAUCCGGCCCAUGAAUGGUUCUGCAAUCACCGCUUGGAUCAGCGCAAUCACAAUUUUUUUCAGCAUCGUUUUUUGGCAAAUUUCCCCCCUCCCUCCCUCACUGCGGUGGCAUCUCCUCCCUCCCUCUUCUUGGCUUCUCCCCGCCCUGCGGAGGAAGAGGGCUGGGCUUUGAUAGGAAGCCUUGCCGCCCGCCCACUGGUCUUCCUCCAUGGCCACGCUGUGGGCUGGAGCUUGGUGCGCCUGCUGACCCUGCGCCUGGCACCUGGGAAAGCUGGCUCAAAAAGGAGAGGCACCACCGGCUCCAAACCACAGGCGGAGCGAUGGAGGAGGUAGGAAAGCAUGGGGAAUGGAGGGGCUGGGGGGGAGAGAGAAGUCCCCCUCCGCCACAUGCGUAUGUGCGCACAGUACGGCCCACGACAAGGUAUUGGGGCAGUGAACCGGCCCCCUCCUAAAAAAGUUUGCUGACCCUUGGUCUAAAACACUACAGAAACGGAGUCAUUUUCUUCAUAUAAUGGUUUCUUAAAGGUAAAGGUACCCCUGUCCGUUAGGUCCAGUUGCAGAUGACUCUGGGGUUGCGGCGCUCAUCUCGCUGUAUUGGCUGAGGGAGCCGGCGUACAGCUUCCGGGUCAUGUGGCCAGCAUGACUAAGCCGCUUCUGGCGAACCAGAGCAGCGCAUAGAAACGCCGUUUACCUUCCCGCCAGAGCGGUACCUAUUUAUCUACUUGCACUUUGAGGUGCUUUCAAACUGCUAGGUGGGCAGGAGCAGGGACCGAGCAACGGGAGCUCACCCCGUCGCGGGGAUUCGAACUGCCGACCUUCCGAUCGCAAGCCCUAGGCUCUGUCUUUUAACCCACAGCGCCACCCAUGCUGGUUUCUUAGAAGCUCCAAAUAGUCUGAGGCACUGACAGAUCUGAUUUAUAUCUACUGAGCUAGAUUACCUUCCACCUCCCCAUAUCAUUCUAACCCUAACCCUAACCCUCCCCUUCAUCCAUAGGCAUACAUAGAAGAGUGAGAUGGGAGGGCGAGACCAUUAUCUUCAUCAGUGCUGGUCCAUGCUAGUUCAGUACUGCUGCACUGGUAAAAUCAAGUGUGUAGUUUGUUCAGGUUCCAUUAUCUUAUGUGUACAUGGCCCAGUGGGGGAUGAGCACUAUUUGGACUUGUGUCUCUCUGAUUCCAGAGUAUCUUGGGCCAUCUCCUAAAAUGCCACAUGUUUAAAAUGUCCAUCUUGGUAGCGUUCUGCAUCUCAGUGAGCAAAGAGAGCCCAGGGAAGCUAUGAUCUGUGGCAGAGGUUUUCAACCUUUUUGAGUCCAUGGCUCCCUUAGCCAACUACAUUCCCUCUGCCGGUACCCCUGUGGGGCUCAGGAGCCCAGUUAUGUCAUCCAUUGCCUGCAGAGCCGGCAGCCUCUCACCCUUUUUCGAACACCCUUGUGGAGUGUUCCCUCAGCCUCCUCGCCUCUCCCCUCUCCUUGGGAGUUCUCUGGGCAGCCGCUGCUGCUGCCCCUGGUCUCUCAGCUGCCCCCACCCCUUGCCCCAUAGAGAGGUGCCUACCAGAGGCAUCAUUCACCUGCGGGACUCAUAGCCGGGGCUGCUGCAACAAACAGCUGUUCAAGCCUUGGGGAGGUGAGAGGGCAUCAGAGGAGGGAGGGAAGGAAAGAGGGGCAGAGGCCAGUGUUGCACGCCUGACCAUCAUUCAAGGCACCCUAGGGUGCCACGGCACACUGGUUGACAACCACUGAUCUAUGGGGUUAUCUGUUUGAUAAAACCUGCCCCCUCCCAGCAAGAAGUUUAAUCAAGGAUAGCUCUCAGAACAAAACAGCCUUGCAGUGAAAUAAAUGUAAUCUUGAGGGACCACUAUGUCUUGGGUCGGAUAUAACAAUAAACAAUGGCAAUGUCACUAUAAUUCUGAAUCAUGGUUGGUUGCCAAACUAGGAUCUGAAACCACACCUUGAUCCUGUUUGUUUGCACUUGGAAUGAACCGGUUUCCUGAGCUGGUACAGAACAGAAAAUUGGUUUUGUAGAUGGAGGAAGAGAAGCACUUCCUGCAGCACAUUCCAGGCACACUAAACAAUGGUGUAAUGUUAUGUCUGAACUGGCGCUAUGUAGGUUUACUGACCUAGCUUUUAAGAUUAAAAUACAUUGUGUUGCAUUUGUAGUACUGGGUAUCCAUUAAAGUUGAACACUUUGAAAGUGGUCCCAUAUUUCGCACUGCUUCAAGGAGGGCUCCAGGUCUCGAUGUGUUGAAGACCACAACCCAUUUGCAGUGAAUGCAGAAAUCCUCAGUUGCCAGUAGAGGGCCGCAGACUAUACAACUGAAUCGUCCAUUAAAACUUCCCGCUCUCUUGCAAACUGGACAGCACUGUGCACGCUGUGAAACAGCAAUUCGUGCUUGUCUUUGCUUGCACUUCCCAAAUAGCCCCCUCUUUCCAGAGAAGCUAUCACAGAGGGAUUGCAGCAAGCUAGAAGGAUGCUGAUCUGCAGUUCCUGGUGGUCUUUCAGUGUGUCUUUUAAGGCGCUAACACCAGCUGUGUCCAAAAACGGAACGGAAGAGCAGUCUAUGACGACAGCCUGGAAGUCGCUGUGUUUAUUAACCAAGCGUGAAGUCGUAUCUCCCUGUCCAAAUCCCUUUUCAAGACUUUGUUGCCCUUUCCUCUUGGCUUUAUUCCUUUUGGCCAUUUCCACAGCAGGAUCCAGCCCUGUCCUGUUGUGGAGGCACUUCAGGAAGAAAUCCUUAUUUGCAUAAUAAAGCGGGGCUUCGAACCGGAAUAUCUUGACCCUUGGCACAGGAAGGAGGUUUUUGUACUCCCCGUCAUCUUCAUAGAAGACUGUGCUCCCAAUCUGCCCCAGCAAGGCAGCGCGAGGGCGCUGGGUGCGGCCGAUGAUGCACAGGAUGGAAAAAACUGCCCCAACCAAGAGCCCCAAUUCAGUGCUGAUCAAGGCAGAGGAAAGCAUGGUGACGCACCACACCAGGGCGUCCGUUCGGUCCAGGCGGUAGCGCCGGGGGACGUCCCUGAAUUUCCGAAGGGCUCCUCUCAGGCUGACGAUGAUGAUGCACGCCAGAACGCACUUCUGCAAGUUGAAGAAGAGGGGCGCAAAGAAAAGCAGCACCAGCAACACAACCACGGCGCUCACGACACUGGACACCUGGGUCUGGCACCCGGUCGAUGCCUUGACCAGGGUUUUCGCCAGCGCCGCGCUGGUGGCAAAGCAGUGGAAGAAAGCCGGGAUGAUGUUGCAGAAGCCGAUGGCAAACAUUUCCUGGUUGGCCCUGACGGUGUAGGCGUACUUCUUGGCAAACAUUUCCGAGAGCGAAACGGUGAAGGCGAAGCCGACGAUGGCGAGAGGGAAGGCGUCGAGGGCGACUCUCUGCAUGAGGCGUAAACUGGGCACCUGGGGAGGGAUAAAUCCGGUGGGGAUUUCGCCCGACACGCUGGAGGCGUAGGCUUCGUUCAGGCGCCCGUAGUGGGAAACCAAGGUUGCCACCACAAUCACCACCAGCUCCGUGGGAAGAGGGACCUUGAGCCUGUGCUUAUACCUGUCUCCCAGUUCCUUGGCGGUCACCAGAACAGUGAUGCAGAUGGCGCUCGUGACCACAUCGCAGAGGUUGGCCUGGGCGAUGUUGCGGAAGAUGUUGACCCAGGUGGUUAUCAAGAUCCCGUAUCCCUGGGCACGGGGGAUUUUUACCCCGAUGAGAUACUUCACUUGAGCUGUUAAAAUGGUUACGGAAGCGCCGGUUGCGAACCCGUCUAGCACGGGCUCGGAAAGGUACAUCGAGACGAAGCCUAAGCGGAAAAUCCCCAUCAGUACCUGCGAGGAAAAAAACGAGAGAAAGCGUAAGACACAGCUGUGGCUUUGGUUAAGGACAGGAGGCUGCCCCUGCCCCCCUAUUUAAGCACAAAACUAAAGACCAAGAAGGAGCGAAGGGGAGAUCUAUGGAGCCGAGAGUAAAAACCCAGCAGCAGUAGCAGAAGGGAGUGGAAAAAGAAGGAAGACAAGGAAGAAUGAAGGAAAAAUCCCUUCCAAGGUGGCGUUCCUGCCUCUUCUCUUUUGCCAUGCAUUGAGCAGCUGGCAGUACAACCUGCAGUGGAGAUGGCAGGAAAUAGAACUGGAGGGGGUUGUCUCAGCCCCAAGGUGUAUUCUCUGAGAGAUUUUACUUCCUGCCAGUGGAGAGAUGGGCAGAGACAACCCACACAGCAUCUCAUUUCAUCCCUACAGAAGAACGAGAAUAAGUGUAAGGCGCAACAGUGGCUUUGCUUAAUGGCAGGAGGCUGCUCCUGCCUCUCUGGCAUCUUUCAUUUUAUUCACCUCCCCUUGUCUGUCUUGUACAGAAAAAAUGGAGUUCUGCAAGCAAUAUCUGCGGUGGCAAACCUAGACCAUCUCAUUUUUUAGCGCAAUUUUGCGGUUAUACAGUGGUACCUUGGGUUAAGAACUUAAUUCAUUCUGGAGGUCCGUUCUUAACCUGAAACUGUUCUUAAUCUGAAGCACCACUUUAGCUAAUGGGGCCUCCUGCUGCCGCCGCACCGCCGGAGCCCGAUUUCUGUUCUUAUCCUGAAGCAAAUUUCUUAACCUGAAGCACUAUUUCUGGCUUAGUGGAGUGUGUAACCUGAAGCGUAUGUAACCUGAAGCGUAUGUAACCUGAGGUACCACUGUACUCAUAUGUGAGAGACAGGUUUUGGGAGUAAAUCGCAAGAAAAAAUUCAUACCUGCUGCCUUGCAGGACAUCAACUUUGGUCAAUGGGUAGAUCACUGCCAGUUCGCAGUCUCUAGGGAGUUGGAUAUAUACAGUACACUGGCUUCAGCAAAUUGAGCAGUUGAGACCAGUGGUGCCUCCAAUGGUCAAGAAGGCAGUUUCUGCACGUGCUAUAGAAGGAAGUGAGGGGCAGAUGGGGCUCAUCAACCUGGGAAGGUAGCCCAUCUAGGAGAAGGGAAACCGAUCCCAAACCUCUGUUGCCUUGUGGGAUAUCUUUGGGAGAAGAAAGGUCUAAGGAGUAUACCCUAAACAACUAUGGAGUGGAGUCUCUAAGGGUUGAAUGGCAUAUUGUACACCUCCUGCAGGCAAGCUAGUGCCCAACUUAUUGCUCUUCUUUUCUUUGGACCCCAUCAGUGAGGCUGAGAGGGGGGUCUUGUUAUCUGGGCAGCCCAGGGCCUCCAUACACACUACCCGGGCUUGCAUUCCAGGAAUGCCAACACAACACUAACACAACGUUUUGACUUCAUCCCCAGAGGCACACCGUAUUGUGUUUCAAGACAGACAGAUGCCAACAACGACAAAGAAAUACAUGGGGCCAUCUGCAGAGAAAGGACAUGCUUUACCACUUUACUCUUCCCCAAACGCGUUUUCCAGUUUUAUGCUGUCUCCUUGAAUUUGUUGUGCUUCUGGAUUUUAACUGGCUUUGGAUACUUGGCUAGUUUGAACUGUAGCUUGUGAUAGUUGUUUUGAUUUUGUCAGCCUCUUUGGGCAGGGUGAUGCAGGGGCAUAGUUUGGAGGUGCCAGGAGGGCCGUGGCCCUGGGUGCACAGUUUUUGUGGGGGUGCAAACCAGACACCCACAGCACGGCCUGAAGCUCCUCUCCAUCCACCAAGGGGUGCAUUGGCCGGUCGGGCUCCCCCCUGUGUGGGUGGGCAGGUGGCUCAACAUGGCCCCGCUUUGCUCUGGUGAAGGUUGGGUCACGUAGAGGGCUGGACUGGUGUCCCCUCACUGGGCACGCAUCCGCAUCCCGCUUGCCCAUCUGCCCCGGGCACCAAUAACUGCUGCUACACCACUGGGGUGAUGGAGGAUUGAAUAAACACACAUACAGUGGAACCUCUAUUUGCGACCAUAAUCCGUUCCAGAGGUCCGUCCAGAGGUUGAAAUGGGUCGCUGGUAGAGGCGCCAUUGUGCGCAGGCAGGGAUUGCCCGCUUCUGCGCAUGCGCGAACGGCGAUUGCUGCUCCUGCGCAUGCUCAAACAGCAGCAAACCUGCCAGUUACUUCCAGGUUUGCCGUGGUCGCGACUUGGAACAACCGUAAGAAGAGGCGGUGGUAAGUACAUACUGUAACUGAGACCUAAAGGGCAGGUGAAGAUGUUACCUGAUAGAUGCCAGCCAUCAAGGUCACCGCUGUCGCUACCCCAAUGGCAUAGCAGUCUUUCCCACAUUCGGUGCUCAUCACGUCAAGGGUAACAUUGUGAAGCGAAACAUUCAGGGGGCCUUCCUGAGAGUCGUCGUCGAGGUCAAAUCCUGCCAGCAGCAGUUCUCUGUCCACCACCUGCCCGACCAGUAGGCUUAAUAAGCUGAAGAUGCCAACGGACACGUGUCGCGAGGUGCCCAUGAGGAAGUAGAUGAUGUUGGCAAAGAAGGAGGUGUAAAGGCUAUAAAUGGGCUUCAGACCUGCCAGCAGGGAGUAGGCGAUCGCUUGAGGGACUAAAAUAAUCCCGAUGACCAGGCCAGACAUGACGUCCCCCCAAACAUACUCUUUGCAGUUGUAUUUGGGAAGCCAUUGCAGCACAGGGAAGAAGUCAGUGGCUGCCUUUUUCACCCGUUUUGUGCUGCAGGAACAGUUUUUUCUCAGUUGGCUUUUCAGCAUGUCUGUCUUCCUCAUCUUGACCGGAGUCUUUCUUUCCAUGUAAAUCUGGAAAGGAGAUCCAUUUUCCAGUCUGGCUGUCUCCAUUUCCUUCUCCAUUCUAGGUCUGUGUUAAUCAGUUCCUAGGAUGUAAACAGAUUAACAUUUGAAUGGUCUGGUUGUGAAGCACAUUUUCUGUUUCUUUUAUCAUGCUGCAAUCAAGCUAAUGUAUAGUUUAGCAUGGAGUUGGUGUUUUUGGAAAAAGAAAAUAUUAUUAUUACUAUUACUGUGUAUAUACUAUUCCAUCACAAAGAUUCUGGGCUAUUUAAAUUAAUCAUAGAGUCAUAGAAUCAGUGCUUUUUUCCUGGGGGUACGCAUACCCCUAAACAUUUUGUGAAUCUAAGUUUGGCCUCAUUGAGGGGCAGUAUUUCAAUAUGAGUAGGAAAAUGAGAGUACCCCUAAACAUUGUUUUAGAAAAAAAGCACUGCAUAGAGUUAGAAGGGACCAUAAGAGUCAUCUAGUCCAACCUCUUGCAGUGCAGGAAUGUUUUGCCCAACGCGGGGCUCAAACCCACAACCUUAAGAUUUAAGAGUCUCAUGCUCUACUGGCUAUUUGCUUGCCUGGCCCUGCAUGUGCUGCUCCCUGUGGCUUUUCCUGUUGCACGCCUGCCCCGUCCUUUCGCCUGCUUGGCAAACGAGCCUUCCUCUGCUUUGGUGAGUCUCGAAAACUUCGCCCAAGAGCAUUGUGCAAAGGGGGAGCUGUUUAGGUCGGGGUCAGCAACCUUGGGCCACACGCGGCCCAUGGGGGUCAUUUAACCGCCCCUCGAGCCGCUCCCGAACUGAGCCGCCCGCUCGGCGCGUCCACGCUGUGCUAAACCGGCGCAGCACGGUGCAGGGACUCGCUUCUGUGGCACCGGAAAUCGCACAUGCGCAGACGCCAGAAAUCAUGUCUACGCAGAUGCCGGAAAUUGCGGGCGCGAUCCGGACCAUGGAGGGAUCUCCGCUGGAGUGAACCGGCCCAGGCAAGGUAAACCUUGCCAACCCCUGGUUUAGGUGCUAUAUCAUACGGCUACUCCUUCCCUCCUUUUUGUGUGCUGUGCUCAGAUCAUUACUAGUGAACAGUGUGUGGCAUGAAGUGGGGGGCUCAAACACCUGCCAUUAGGGGCGGCUGGAGACUUCACCUGUGGGGCUGGGGCUGCCUCUGCUACGUGUUCUCAUAGCAUGAGGAUACGGUGGUGCUGUGUGUCUUGGGGACAGAGAAGUGUCCUUGUGAGUUCAUUGCUUCUUUCCUGCGGAGUGUGAGCUGCACUGCUGCCACAGCAAGCAUUAUGCUAUUUUCUGCUUGUGUUUUCCCUCAUUCUCUCCUCCUGGGCUGUUGUGGCGCUGUGCCUAAACAACUGAGCAUCUUGGGCUUGCCGAUCAGAAGGUUGGCAGUUAGAAUCACCGCAAGGGGGUGAGCUCCCGUUGCUCCGUCCUAGCUCCUGCCAACCUAGCAGCUCGAAAGCACGCCAGUGCGAGUAGAUAAAUAGGCACCACUGCGGCAGGAAGGUAAAUGGCGUUUCCAUGCACUCUGGUUUGUGUCACAGUGUUCCGUUGCGCCAGAAGCGGUUUAGUUAUGUUGGCCACACGACCCAGAAAGCUGUCUGUGGACAAACGCCGGCUCCCUCAGCCUGAAAGCGAGAUGAGUGCCGCAACCCCGUAGUUGCUUUUGACUGGACUUAACCGUCCAAGAGUCCUUUACCUUUUACCAGUAAAGUGCUGGCAUCUCUUUCCUCACUAUAAUUUCUCUAUAGGAUUUCUCAUUUAAACAAACAGCCCAGUUAAAACAGCAAAUAGAUUUUUUGCUGCAGCAUAGACAGAAGGUUCCAAAACAGAUAGAAGAUUAUGGUUAGUGCUUAAAGCAGCACUGUUCAUCUUUUUCUAUAUUACAUGUCCAGUUGAAAUAGAAAGUCUACCAGCAGAGGCUGCUAGAGGAAAAUGAAACCAGCUUUAGGGCUUUAUGGGUUCACCUCACAGCACCUUUAAACAAGGAAUCAUGCUCAUUUUAAAAAAGAUAAAUCAAAUCAUCUGUGCCUUGCUUUUUGUUACUAGAGAUCUAAAUCUAUUUCUAUCAGCUGGUCUUUUUUUAUAGGAAGUCUCCCUCUCAAUGAAGCUCCACCAUUCAGGAACCAAUUUUAGUUCUUCAGAUUCAGUUGCCAGCCCAGAAACUGCUUGCGACCCAGUCUUACAAUUUCAUUGCUCUGUGGGCUUGCCAUGGGAUAUAGGGAGGCACCUGGAAUUAGGAAAUAUUACCCCCCCAACUGCAACGAGACCCCAGCCCCAUCUCAUCCCAUCAUUUUUAUACAGUCAAGUCUGAAAUGUUGUUAUAUCUGGGACUGAGAACAUUAGGUUGUCUCCAAUGUUAGUCCUACUCAGAGUAGACCCGUUGAAAUGAAUGGCCAUGACUUAGUCCCUUAAUUUCAGUGGGUCUACUCUGAGUAGGAUUAGCAUGGAUUGCUACUGCAUGAUUGCCAAACUGGUGAAAGAUCUAACACAGUCACCUGUCUAUUGCUACUCCGACUGGGAAUUACUGUUAUUUUAUGUAUACCAGGCAUGUCCAACUGGUCGAUCGUGAUCUACUAGUCGAUCGCGGGGCAUCCCUGUUCGAUCGCGUCAUCCUGAGCGAUCACCCAAAAAAAGAAAAAGAAAGCUCAACAACUUUGCGUCUUCCUCCCCCCAAAAAUCGCAACAACUUUGGUCAAUCCAACUUUGGUCAAUCACUGCCAGGUUUUUUUUUAUAGUGGGAGUAGAUCACAGUCUCUUGGGAGUUGGACAUGCCUGAUGUAUACAGUACACUGGCUCCAGCAAAUUGAGCAGUUGAGACCGAUGGUGGCUCCAAUGGUCAAGAAGGCAGUUUCUGUACCUGCUGUCGGGGAGGGGCAGAUGGGGCUCAUCAACCUGGGAAGGUAGCCCAUCUAGGAGAAGGAAAACCGAUCUCAAACCUCUGUUGCCUUGUGGGAUAUCUUUGGGAGAAGAAAAGUUUAAGAAGUAAACCCUACACAAAUCUGGAGUGGAGUCUCUGAGACUGUUGGAUGGCGCCUUGUACGCCUCCUUCCCGCAACUCCUGCAACCAGGCUGGUGCCAAGUUUGACUAGACCCACAAAGAUGCCCUCCAUUGUCGCUUGAGGAAAAGAAAGAGUGAGAUGGGUGCACUGUACACUGUGGGUGUCAAGAUAUAUAUGUCUAUAUUAAGUAUCGUGUCUUAAUGGAUAUAUUUAGUUAUUCCUCUGUAGCUGUGGUGGUUAGAUGUAAGAGAGGUCUCUUCUUAAGGAUUGUAAGGACUGUUCACAUAAUAUUUUGAGAGGUGUCAUUAGGUGUCUUUUCUGAAUGAACAUUGUGCUGUCAGAGAGCAAUAUCUCAGUACAGUGGUACCUCAGGUUACAUACACUUCAGGUUACAGACUCCACUAACCCAGAAAUAGUACCUCGGGUUAAGAACUUUGCUUCAGGAUGAGAAUAGAAAUUGUGCAGCGGCGGCACGGCAGCAGCAGGAGGCCCCAUUAGCUAAAGCGGUGCUUCAGGUUAAGAACAGUUUCAGCUUAAGAACGGACCUCCGGAACGAAUUAAGUACUUAACCCGAGGUACCACUGUAAUUAUGUAAAUAAGCUUACUAGGAGGUAAGUCACAUAUAACUUUGUAGGUCACAGAACAGGGUAGUUAACAGGGAAUAUUACACACACACACAUUUUUAGCUAUUAGCAACUAUCCCAUAAUGCAUCAAAGCUUAAGGGGGAGUAAAUCAGAGGUUUCACUUUGAGACUCUGAGCAAGACUAUAGUUGUUAAAGGUUAACGAACACUCCUUUUAUAGCGUUUUGUUGAAAUUUCCGCUUCAAACAACCCGUCUUUUACUUUGUUUAGCCAUAAAUGAUGUUUAUUGCUUUCUGUGAGAUGGUACAGCACUGCUUAAUGAUUUUCUUGGAAGCAGAAAUGUACCCAAGUAAACUAGUUAAAGAAUCAGGGCAAUUAAAAAACAUACUGAGAAGUUCCCUUGACCUGACUUGCUCCGUCUUCGUCCUAUUUUUGUGUGCUGAAUGUUAACAACUAAGUCAAAUGUCAGGAAAUUGGUAACACGUAACAGCAUUCCAGCUGGCAGAAAAUUAUUUAAAAGGAAGCCGCUUAGAAGGCUGCAACUUUCAGGUAAGGCUUAGAAUACUAACAGUGUUAGGAUAACAUAUCAGUCUUUAAAGAAAAAGUAUCAUCUUAAUGAAAGGGACGCUGGUGGCGCUGUGGGUUAAAAGACAGAGCCUAGGGCUUGCCGAUAGGAAGGUCGGCGGUUCGAAUCCCCGCAACGGGGUGAGCUCCUGUUGUUCGGUCCCUGCUCCUGCCAACCUAGCAGUUUGAAAGCACAUCAAAGUGCAAGUAGAUAAAUAGGUACCGCUCCGGCGGGAAGGUAAAUGGUGUUUCCGUGCGCUGCUCUGGUUCGCCAGAAGCAGCUUAGUCAUGCUGGCCACAUGACCCGGAAGCUGUACGCCGGCUCCCUCGGCCAAUAAAGCGAGAUGAGCACCGCAAUCCCAUAGUCAGCAACGACUGGACCUAAUGGUCAGGGGUCCCUUUACCUUUUAUCCAAACAUGUAAAAUAUUGUGUUUUAAUCUGGUUUUUAGCUUAUCGUUGAUUUUUUUCGGGGGGUGGGGAGAUGAUUUCAAUAUAGUGGUACCUUGGGUUACAGACGCUUCAGGUUACAGACUCUGCUAACCCAGAAAUAGUACCUCGGGUUAAGAACUUUGCUUCAGGAUGAGAACAGAAAUCGUGCUCCAGCAGCGCGGCAGCAGCGGGAGGCCCCAUUAGCUAAAGUGGUGCUUCAGGGUAAGAACAGUUUCAGGUUAAGAACGGACCUCCAGAAUGAAUUAAGUUCUUAACCCGAGGUACCACUGAAGCUUUUACUUUUUUACUGAUAAUUUUAUUUUUUUAAUAAUAGUAAUAAUAAUAAAAUUUAUUUAUAUCGCGCCCUCCCCAGCCGAAGCAAAUAGUGCAAUACUCUUUUUGUAAACCGCUUUGAGGUUUUAUUAUAAUCCAGUUGUAUAUAAAGCUUGUGAAAUAAAUAAUAAAGUAAAAUAAUGAAAAAUGGAACAAAGCACACUUUUAUAGUGUCUUGUUUGACCCAUUUUCUCAUAACAAACCUUCAGUUGCCACCUUGGGCUGACUCAGUCUGAUGUUGUCCUAGGCACAAAAUGAACCCAUUGAAAGGAAAUAAGGCCUAAAGGUUUAGAGUGUGAGCGGUGAGCUAGAAAGCAGCUGGGACAGGGUCUCAACUCAUCAAUGAGUGCACUAGUGCUUCAGGCAACCUGUUCUCCCCACCUCAGUUUCCACAUCUGCUAUGUGGGGAUAAUAUUAAUUUAGAACAUUUUUUAAUCUGACUUUUCAGAAGCUCAAGGCAGCUUACAGUCAUUAAAAGCAGAAUGAAAACAUACACGCAUCCUGCUAAUAAAUAUAAAGCCAUUUCAAAUAUCCCUAGGCCUCCAGGCAGGCAAAUAAAUAAAUAAUGCCAGCAGAUCUCCACUCAGUCAGCUUAACACAGUCACCUAAAGGCUUGUGGGCAGAUACUUCUUGCAGAAGGUAAUCCCAUGGUCAUGAGGCCACGACUGAACAGGCCGCCCUCCUUGCCACAGAUGACUGCACCUUCCAGGCUGAGGGAACAGAGAGAAGGACCCUUAAAAAUGUUUUCAUUGAACCAUAUACCGUAUUUUUCGCCCCAUAGGGCGCACCGGCCCAUAGGGCGCACCUAGUUUUAGGGGUGGGAAAUAAAGGGGAAAAAACUUAUUUCCCCCCCAGGCGCGGGACUGGGGCGGGGGAAGCCCGAGCUCCCCCCAGCCCCCAGAACAGGCUGCUAUCCACAAGCCUAGGGAGCCUGGCGGGAAGUCGUGCCGGUCUCCCCAGGCUUGCGGAAUCUGCCCGAAGCCCGGGGUGCUUGCCCCAGGCUUCGGGAUGCAGGCUGCUGUCCGCAAGCCUUGGGAGCCCGGCGGGAAGUCGCGCCGGGCUCCCACGGCUUGCGGAGAGCUGCCUGAAGCCCGGGGUGCGCUCCGCUGCGGAGAGCUUCCUGAAGCCUGGAGAGGGAGAGGGGUCGGUGCUCGCUCUCCAGGCUUCAGCAAAAGUCUGCAUUCGCCCCAUAGGACGCACACACAUUUCCCCUUCAUUUUUGGAUGGGGAAAAGUGUGUCCUAUAGGGCGAAAAAUACGGUACUUUAAUAAUAAUAAUAAUAAUAAUAAUAAUAAUAAAUUAUUUAUAUCCCGCCCUCCCCAGCCGAAGCUGGGCUCAGGGCGGCUAACAACAAUCAAAAUAAUCCAACAUUCUAAAAACAUUCAUUAUAAAAUUAAUUAAAAUCAAAUUGAUGGCAACCAUUAAGCAAAAUUCUGUGCUGAUUGCCAGAGGAGGGUGUCAGGCUGCGCCCUGACCAAAGGCCUGGUGGAACAGCUCUGUCUUGCAGGCCCUGCGGAAAGAUGUCAGGUCCCGCAGGGUCCUAGUCUCUUGUGACAGAGCGUUCCACCAGAUUGGAGCCGCGGCCGAGAAAGCCCUGGCUCUAGUUGAGGCCAGCCUAACCUCUCUGUGGCCUGGGAUCUUCAGGAUGUUUUUAUUUGCAGACCGUAAAUUUCUCUGUGGGACAUAGCAGGAGAGGCGGUCCCCUAGGUACGAGGGUCCUAGGCCGUAUAGGGCUUUAAAGGUUAAAACCAGCACCUUAAACCUGAUCCUGUACUCCACCGGGAGCCAGUGCAGCUGGUAUAGUACCGGAUGAAUAUGAUCUUGCAGCGAAGACCCCAUAAGGAGUCUCGCCGCGGCAUUCUGCACCCGCUGGAGUUUCUGGGUCAGUCUCAAGGGCAGCCCCACGUAGAGGGAGUUACAAUAAUCCAGUCUGGAGGUGACCGUCGUGUGGAUCACAGUGGCUAGGUCAGGGCGAGAGAGAUAAGGGGCCAACUGCUUAGCUUGGCGGAGAUGGAAAAAUGCCGCCUUUGUUAUAGCUGUAAUCUGCGCCUCCAUAGAGAGGGAGGUAUCUUAACGGACGAUGCUGGCACUAAUUGCACCCCUGCAAGAGAUGGGAGUUGCCCCCUCAAUUCCAUAUCCCUUUACAAGGUUAUUGCCAUCCAGGAUUGCCGAGGUCCACAUCUGUGGGGAGUCGAUCUUUCAAUGGGUUGUAUCCAAAGUAGCGCUCGGAUUUCCGCUUGCUCAAUGGACCGUCCCCUUUCCCUCCUCCCCCUGCGUUCCCCCUAGAUCUGUUCUAGGGUUCCCGCAACCCUCCAGAGCAAAUUUAGGAAGGGGGUGUGGUGUGCACAGCGAGAGAGGGAGGGGAGUUCUGUUGCACAAGUAUGAGUCAUUGCGCUAGCAGUGUUUCUCAAACCUGGGUCUCCAGCUGCUUUUGGACUACAGUUCCCAUCAUCCCUGACCACUGGUCUUGCUAGCUUGGGAUGAUGGGAGUUGUAGUCCCAAAAAGAGCUGGAGACCCACGUUUGGGAAACACUGCAAAGGAACAAAUGCAUUGAUCACUGCCUUAUGCUUUGCCAUUCCCUGCCUGUUAAGAUUUAGCAGGCACCUUCCUUGUCUUCUUCUAGACCUCUCCUAAACCCUUUUACUUAUUUAUCUCAUCAAGCCUAUGCAAACAUACAAUUUAGUUUACGCAUACUUGCUUUUAAGUUUUACCGAUUUUAGCUGUUUAUUAUUUGACACUGAUGCAAACCGCCAAGAGAUUUUUUUAAAAAAAAAUCAAGCCACUUGCAAAUUCUUCUAAAGAAGUUAAAUACUUGGAACACCCAGAAAAGUUGCUGCAUGAAUGCCUACUGUUCUAACCAAAGCUGGUUUUCACGCGCCACAAAGAGAGUGCCGAAAGCAUUUUGCAGAGAGGAAAUGGCAUGAGCAAGCACCUUGUGGAAUUGAAAUUAGUGGCACUAUAAACAGUUCUCUCAAACGGGGGCAAGACUGGCUCUGAUCGCUAAUGACCUGAUCAGAGGAAUAUUCUCUUAUUUCAAAGCUACCGUCUUCAUCCUCUCCAAAAAGAGCUAAGCCACACAUCCUGCAAAAACAAAUCAAACCCACCAGUGUUUGACACUCGAAGCGCGCUGAAACCUAUGGUACCUUCUUGAAUGAAUGAAUUAAUAUAUAUACUAUAUUAUAUUAUGUACUAUAUAUAUAUAUAUAUAUAUAUAUAUAUAUAUAUAUAUAUAUAAAACACAACAGAUCUAUUGUUUUUGCUACUGUAUUUAGAUUUAUGCCGUUCCCCUUUUCACCUGUGAUAUCACACAGACAUUUAAGCUCUUGCAAUGUGAAAGAAGAAUAUGCUUUUCUUACCUAUCUUGGUCAGCAAUGCAUGUGAAGCAAGUAACAAAUGAGAAUCACACCUGCCUUCCACAAUCUCUGCACCCAGGCAGGUGGAUGCUGAGGAGGGAGGUGAAUAUGCUUUAAUACUUGUGGGCAGUACCAUAAGCCGUGCUAGGUAAAUAUUGAGUGGCGUAAACAAAGGACCACAAAGUACAAUCCGAAACCUCCUGUGUUUCCACACGCCCUGUUCCCAACUAUAAACCAUUUGACCUCAACUGUUUACUUGUUCACUUUUCAGUGGCAAACAUUAGACAAGCUAUAAUCCUUUAAAGUGUAGCCUGUGUAAUAAUUGAUCCGAGAAUCCUUGUCUCUGACAGUAGCAAUGACUUAAAGGAGGACUCAGUGCAACUUGUUUUGUUUGGCAGUGGGACUUUUUGCAAAAUCCAACUAUACGUCUUUUUUUAUUGGUGGCUUAAUGUAUAACUGGAACUAUCAGAAUCUCUGAUGUAUUUAAUUUACAAAGAUCAGAUUAUUGUAUAUUGGCAAUGCGGACUACAGGGCAAAACUGGGUGUGCUAAAUCCUGAGAUAAGGCUUCAUUUAUUAUGAGCUAAUAGUACACUAAUAGCUAAAUGAGCAUACUUUUUAUACAAUAAGGAACUGACGUGACAUUCUUUGGGUCCAGGACUACUAAUACCCAGUUGGAUCCUGACUUGCUGUUACAUGAAUGGAAGGGCUCCUUCUGUUUGUGGAAGAGACUCUGAUCCAGCAGAGGCUCCUGCUGGAGGAAUUAAGAGAGAGGCUAUUGUCACCAGUUCUCUCUGCCUCUUCCCCCCUCCCUGGUGCUGUUCCAGUGGGUCCCCCAACCCUUUGGAGCAGCAUUAAAGGGGGCUAUAGGGGGAAGGAAGAAUAAGUGAAAAUUGCCUUCCUCCUCCGUCCAAAAAAGUGUUACAUGAGUGAAAGUGCUGAGCCAAUACUGGAUCCAACCCACUGCUUGUCAAAGAAUUAAUGCUUUUAAAAUACCAGUGCAAGAGGUAGCAGUCUGAAGUCCAUGGCCUGCAGGAAGAUUGGAUGUGUCCAUUCAGAUGGAAAUCAGCCUUGAGUGCUCAGUGGACAGGACAGAUCCUAAGCUAGAGACUAGCACUUUGGCCAACCUCAUGAGAAUGAGACACCCUGGAAAAGACCCUGAUGUUGGGAAAGAUGGAGGGCACAAGCGAGCAGUGGUGACAGCAGAGGACUCAAUGGUUGGACAGUGUUCUCAGGUUAAGAACAGUGAGGUCUAGAACAAACUCUAGAGGCAGUUGAAGCCAGCGAGGUACCACUGUAUUCCUCAAAUACAGUUGUACCUUGGGAGUCGAAUGUUUUUACUCCCAAACGCCGCAAACCCAGAAGUAAGUGUUCCGGUUUGUGAACUUUCUUUGGAACCCGAACAUCCAGCGUGGCUUCCAAUUGGCUGCAGGAGCUUCUUGCAGCUAACUGGAAGCCGCGAAUGUUUUGGAAGUGGAACGGACUUCCAGAACGGAUUCCGUUCGACUUCCGAGGUACAACUGUAUACGUUUUGGAAGUGGAAUGGACUUCCAGAACAGAUUCCGUUCGCGACUGUAUGGCUAUCUUGCUGUAGGACUGGCACUGCUAAUUCCCUGCUUUAAAAUAUAAAUUAGUGGAUUCUCAAGUUAUGGCUUCUGAAUCAAUUUUCAAGUAUUCUUUAAUGGGAAUAAUAAAGGAAAAGGGGAGAGGGAGCUUUCUUCGAGGUUUCCAUCACAUGUUGAAGAGAAAACCCUUAGCUCUAAAUAAGGAUAGCUCUAAAUAGGGAUCUGCGUUAAAAAAACCAACAGCUUGCCCAUUUGCCAGUGCAAGCGGCUGCAGCAAACGAGAAAGAACCUCUUGUGUGCAGGCCCCACCUCGCCCUCCCUGGUGCACUUAGCCUGUGCUGAAUUGCAAUCCUAGAAGAAAAGUGCAAUAGCUGAGUUUAAAAGAGGGCUGCCAACUAUUUAAUUUAGAGGUGGCGGUCUUCAAUUUAAGAGAGGUUAAGAACCACUAAUGUAAAUCACAUGGAGCAAAUUUUAUGAUGUCUCCUGUAUAUUUACUAGUGUUUGGAAUUAUAGGCCUGCGCAAUUACCGGUACGUUUCUGUGAACACGUAAGCUUGCAUCUGCUGUUUUUCUGUCUCGGGUUUCUCCUGCUGCCGGGGAGCCAAAUUGCUCUUCAACCUUAUAAUUACGAAUAUAAUAACGUAACGAGAUGAACGGCAAAACAUUAACUCGCCAGGUUGUAUCAGACAAGAUUCCUACUGACCCAUGAGAUAAUUGUCUAGCCAUGCCCUUUUAUCUCUGGUCUGCACAUAUUUCAUCUCUAGAUGUUGAUCACUGGCCAUCCCGAGUCAGUCCGAUGAGAGCUGGAGUCUGACAACAUCGAGAGGGUAGCACGUUAGCUACCUCCAAUCUAGACUUUGUGUUCCUGCCAAAUUGGCCAAACGUACUGUACAUUCCCGUGUAUAAGACGCCCCCUAUUUUUGUGGACCCCAAUUUCAGAAAAUGGCCCAAAGUUGUUGAGCUUUUUUGGGGGGAGGAUUGGAGUUGUUGUAGAGCUUCUUUUGUGGGGGAAUGCAAUAAAUCACUAAACGGACAGUUGCAAUCGGUUGCGCUGCUCAAUCACAAUCGCUCGCGUCUACAACAAGGGUCUGCCUGAUCGCCGAAAGUAAAUAAGAAGCACAAUUGCCACAGUGGCAGCCAAUCCUCAGCAGCCCUUGACGCAGCAACCAAUCACACACACAUUUAUCCGCAGCCAAUGCAAAUAAACCCUUGCCGCAGCCACCAAUCGCACACCAAAUCGCCAAUGACAAUCAGCAGCUCACAGCUGCAACCAAUCACCCGUCACCCCUACCCACUACCCGUGUAUAAGACGCCCCCAGUUUUUAAACCUUAAUUUAGAGUUGAAAAACCUAGCCUUAUACACGGAAAAGUACGGUAGAUUUGCGAGCCUCUUGCUUAUGAUGUUAUUCCUUCACUGAAUGCAUUCAUAAGGCAUCUUAUCUGGAUGUCUCAAUCAAUGCAGGAGUAACCACAGAGGAUGUCCUUGGGAGGAUGUUCUGCUAUAUAUUUCCACCGGUUUAGUACCAUGAAAGGACAAGUCAUAGCAAGGCUGGAAAAACCCGCUGCCAGCCAGGGCAGACAUUACCAAACUAGAUGGACCAAUUGCCUCCUUCAGUAUUCAGCAGCUUCAUAUUUAUAUACUGUAUUUUUUGCUCUAUAGGAAGCACUUUUUCCCUUCUAAAAAGCAAGGGAAAAUGUGUGUGCGUCCUAUGGAGCGAAUGCAAGGGGGGGGGGAGGCAGGCAGGAAAAGCCCCCAAGAGCUCUGUGCGGCUCUUGCGGGCUUUUCCCCAGGAGGGAGAAGGGAAUGACUGGCCGCGUCAGUCCCUUCUCCCACCUCCUAGAAAAGCCCGCAGAAGCCGCACAGCCCCUUUAAAGAGCGCGCGGCUUCUGCGGGAGGUGGGGGAAUUCCCCCACCUCCGGCAAAAGCAGGGAGAAGGUCUGGGAGCAGCGCACAGGCUGUCUGCAGCCUGUCCGCUGCUCCCAGAGCUGGGGGGGGGGGAGAAUCAUAUUUUUUCCCUUGAUUUCCCCCACUGAAAACUAGGUGCGCCCUAUGGAGCAAAAAAUAUGGUACAUAACAGGUAGAGCAAGAGACUCUUAAUCUCAGGGUUGUUGGUUGAAGCCCCAUGUUAGGCAAAAAGAUUCCUGUGUUGCAGGGCUUUUGGACUAGACAGGAUGACUUUUGUGGUCCUUUCAAACCUUACAAUUCUAUUAUGCUAUGACAACAAGCCACUGCCAUGGGGGUGGGGAAUCUAUAGGGCCUCCUUAGAUGCUGUUGGACUCCAACUCCCAUCAGCCCCAGCCAGCAUAUUCCCAUGCUCAGGGAUGAUGGGAGAUGGAGUCCAGCAACAUCUGGAGGGCCACAGGUUCCCCAGGAAGCGAUACUGAAGUGAGCCGUCAUUGAGAGUGCUGCGCCAAUGCAAUGAAGUAUUCUGCUGUGAAAAGCAUGGUAAUAAAAACAAGAGAACUUACCUGGUGUAUGUCCAGGCCUAUAAGAAUAAUGGAUGUUAGUUUUUGCCCUGUGCACUGAUGUACAACCCUGUACGUGUCCACCUGGAAUCAUAGAAUUGUAGCGUUGCAAGCGUCAACUAGUCUUAACACCCUGCAAUGCAGGAAUCUCAAUGGAAAAAUCCAGUAAGUCUAGCUGCCAUAAAUGGAAUUUAUUCCCAGGGUAAGUGUGUAUAAGAUUGCCCCAUCGUUGUAGUAAUUAAUUGUGGCAUAUAUCAUUUGUUAAAUUCUUUGUCAUUUUUAUUCUUAUAGAUUUGUGGACGCCCAAAUAAGCAAUUUGAGCAGUGCUAUUUAGAUAAAGGCCAAACAUAUAUAAUUGAACUUUAAACCCACUCGCUGGCUCACUUUUCCUCCAUGUGAUGCUUCCCUUGGCAGACGAUGGUCAUGGGUUCUGCUCGCUAGCUGUACAGUUUGUGUGUUCAGCUGGAGCCAAUUUGCGGCUAGCUAUGCUGGAUUAAAAGGAACGCGGGUGGUGCUGUGGGUUAAACCACAGAGCCUAGGACUUGCCGAUCAGAAGGUUGGCAGUUCAGAUCCCUGCGACAGGGUGAGCUCCCGUUGCUCGGUCCCUGCUCCUGCCCACCUAGCAGUUCGAAAGCACGUCCAAGUACAAGUAGAUAAAUAGGUACCGCUCCGGCGGGAAGGUAAACGGCGUUUCUGUGUGCUGCUCUGGUUCGCCAGAAGCGGCUUAGUCAUGCUGGCCACAUGACCUGGAAGCUGUACGCUGGCUCCCUCGGCCAAUAAAGCGAGAUGAGUGCCGCAACCCCAGAGUCGGCCACGACUGGACCUAAUGGUCUGGAGUCCCUUUACCUUUACCUUUACGCUGGAUUAGCCCACAAAUAACAAGAGGUGAGAGCAGCACCAAAGAGGUUUAAGCAGAUGAGGCCACUGUGAUGGAGAGUUCGUUAGCAAACUUUUUCAGCAGGGGGGUGGUCUACCGUCCCUCAGACCUUGUGGGGGGCCAGACUAUAUUUUUGGGGGGGAAUUGAACGAAUUCCUAUGCCCCACAAAUAACCCAGAGAUGCAUUUUAAAUAAAAAAUUCUACUCAUGUAAAAACAAGCCGAUUCCUGGACCAUCCGCGGACUGGAUUUAGAAGGUGAUUGGACCGGAUCCGGCCCCCGGGCCGUAGUUUGCCAACCCAUGGGAUAGAGGUUGGGAGAUAGGCAGGGAGAUAGGGAGUGAGAGGAGAGAGAGAGUUGGUUCUGAGUAGAAACAUCCACUCUGAGGAAUAUAUCACAAGCUAAAGAAAGGAGUCUCUGAGCUUAAGUGUGAAGGACAGUGUGUGGUGUCCUGUAAGAGUAAUAUGCCAGGAAUUAACUGGGAAGCUGAGGCUGAGCCAGGAGAAGUAGAAGCUGUGAGUCUACUUAGGUCUCAUUCCAGUCAGAAGGGGAGAGAGUCUGCUACAAAAAGAGAAGUCCCCCAAACCAGUUAAGAGGGGUGUGGUGAUCCCUUGGGUCUGUUACUUGGAGUACCUCAGGAGUAGGGUUGUCUAAGGGGUGUGUAACUGACAGAAAAUUCCACCUUGUUUAAGAACCAAAGUAUUAAGCGGCAACAGCUGUGCAACAACUGAGAAAGAACUGAAGUGAAAUAGCAUUACAGUCAUACCUCGGGUUGCGUUUUUUCGGGUUACAGACCCGCCGAAACCCAGAAGUACCAGAACGGGUUACUUCCGGGUUUCGGGGGUUGCAAAUGCGCAGAAGCGCUGAAUCGCAAUCCUGCUCGUGCGCAGACGCACUGCUGCGGGUUGCAAAUGCUGUGGGUUGUGAACGUGCAUCCCUCACAGAUCACGUUCGCAACCCGAGCAUUCAUGUAUAAUCUGAAGUAUCCUAUGUUUUACCCACUUGUGUCAGAAACUUCCUUUGUUUAAUAAAAUCUUUCUUGAUUAUAUGAUCAAAUCCUGCCUGAGACUCCACAUGAUUAAGUUUUCCCUCACACAAGUCCCCCACAAGGUAAUCUGGGGUAGUUUGUGGGAAUCUGUAGAAUUGGUGUUCUGUGAGGUGGGUGCAUUAUAUUUAAGGGAGGGCAGGCCCAACGGCGCCAGGGGAGAAAGUGCCAUCGCACCAUCGUAGCUACAUAUUCAGACCCUCCGUGUCCCUAUUUUCCAGGGACAAUCCCAGAUUUACACAAGCCAUCCCGAUUUCUGAUUUGAUCUCAGAAUGUCCUGCUUUUCCUUAGGUCGUCCCUGUUUUCAUCAGAGAAAUGCUGGAGGGUGUGGAGUUAUGCGCCCCCGAGCCCAGGAGAUAAGUAACUAUGCAACCUUUAGAAGACAGCUGAAGGCAGCCGUGUAUAGGGAAGAUUUUCUAAAGUUUAAUGUUUUGUUAUGUUUUUACAUAUGUCGGAAGCUAGAGUGGCUGGGGCAACCCAGUCAUCUGGGCAGGGUAUAAAAUCCGGAACGAUCUAUCUUAAAUGCUAUAAAUGCUGCCAACACGUGGGGAUUCCCAAAUCUCUGCUAGGAAGAGUGAAGGAGUGAGUCACCGGGUGCCGUUUCUGUGUCACUGUUAGCUAUACUUGCCUCGCCGAUUGAUACGUGGUACCGUGACAAUGCCUUCAUUGAUGGGUGCCAUUUUCUCCUUGCUGCUUCAGAGUCCCCAGUAGACUUGGCAAGCAUUUAUUGGCCUUGCUGCUGCGCUUUAAAAACAAGAGACAGUUUAUAAGGUGAGGAAAUUGAAUCUGGUUUGGAUAAAUCAUGAGGAAGGAAGAAACCGAGUCUUAAACUGUGGCUAUGUAUGCUCUGCAGAAAAGCAAAUUAAAAUCUCACCUCUAGGCAAACCAAAUAAUUCAACCGGUCUAAACUUUGUAAAUCAUAAAUUGGGGGUUUCUUUGUUGUUUUGCAUGAUUUAGUCUUCAUUUCUCCUCUCUUUUGCCAAAUUUUGUUUGAGUUUUGCAAAUUAUGUGAUAAGCGAGCAAAGAGAUUCAUUUGCAAGGAAGCCUUUUUAAAAAUCAGAUAUUUUAGAGACAUUAAACCCAAAUUCUGCUUCUUAAAUACGUCAUGAAAGCUAGAAAAAGUUUACCCUGAAAUUGAGUCUUUUUUCAAACAGCUUGUCCCAAACUGGCAGCAUUCACAAGAUGGGCAAGACAGGCCAGAUUUGUAGGGAAUCUUCCUUUCACUAUCAAUUUGUAUAUUUUUUUCAAUAAUAUCCAGAACUUCUAUUACUUUGCCCCUUGAACCCAUCUGAGGAAACAGUAGAUGUUGCUUAUAUUGUACCUUAGGCCUUCUAAAUGAAUUGACUUCGGAAUCUUGGUUCUAGUCCCAGUUCCUCUUAAUAUUGUAUCCAAAUCACAUUUGACCCAGUAAUUGUUAAUAUUUAAUUAGUGAAUCCAUAUUUAUAAUCCAACAGUUUCCAUUGCUUUUUAACCAAGAAAUGGGUUGGCAGACAAGUGAACUUACUGGUCAGAUAUUGUCAAUUGAUCAUCUAUGACCUGGGCUGUGGUUUAAUAUUGUCAAAUAUUCAGUGAAGCCAAGAGUUCAGUUUACCAUUUUUUAUUUAAUUGUGACACAGUUUUGUUUUGUUCUGUUUUGUUUUGUUUUAAGCAGGAACAGGAAUAAGGGCUUCCGGUUUGUUAGCCUUGCAGCAGUCGGGGCCAAAACUAAUAGCACAGCUCCUUCUGAUCAUCUAUAAAUAACUGGAGGUAUCUCAAAACAGGCAGAAAAACAAAGAAAGGAAGGGGAAGGAAAGGAUGAUGAUGAUGAUGAUGAUAAGUGCUAAAGGUCAAUGUUUUGAAAUGCAGUUCUGAGAUGUUGGCUUUUGUGAUGUUUAACAUGUGGCCUUAAAUUGUAUCUUGUAGUUUGAUAUGUGGCUUGUAAACUGCUUUGGGAAGACUUUCUUGAAAAGCAGUAUACAAAUUAUACUACCUACAUGCCUACAUACAGUUCUGCAUAGAAACAUCACAGAUGUAAUUUCGUCAUUUCAAAUCUUUUGGCUCAGUGUGUGUGUGUGUGUGUGUGUGCACGUGUGUGCACCUCCCAUGAAUGGAUUUUUGGUUUUUACUUCAAGUUCGUUCAAAGCAGUGGCACUCUUAAAUCCUACCACAAACCUGCUUAUUGGUGUUGUCAUGGAGGGUGAAACAUUAUCUUUAGCGUUUUUAAAUCGGUUUGACAUUAUUUGUCGUUUUAUACUGGAUACUUUCUUUGAGCGGUAUCAGGAAAGUGGGUAAAAAUAGGAAAGGCUCUUAAAAUUUAGUAUCCACGCUUUCCCCACCCUACUCAAAUGCUUUCUUUUUCAGUCCAAGAAGAUACUGGGUUGUUGUUUUUUUGCUGGAAGCUGGUAAAGCUAUCUAGCACCUGUUACAUUAAGGUGAAACGAUGCAAACAUUCAGCCUAGAUAUUAUUCAGAGCAGCAGUUCCUUUGCCAGCAAGCAGCAUGUAAAACAGAAAUGCUAUCCAGAGUUCACUUAUAGACCUGUUCUGAAGGCGUAUAGAUGCUACCCUAAGACCAGUAUCUGCUAGAAAAUUAAUAUGUCAGUGUAUGAAACUAAAGGAAAAAGAAUCCAUUUUAUGUCAUCCUGUGAAAGUCUAGAGUGAAAUAAAUGAAUGCAAUUAGAAGGCUAUCCACGCUGAAAUUGCCUUAUAAGCUUGCUAUCAAAACUGGGCGAUGUGUCACAGUUCAGCAUUAUCCUGAUGCUCAGCUCAGAUACAAAUUCCCACGCCACCCGCUGCCCCGAUACGGAGGGAUGAUUUCUCUAAUUUAGGACUGUGCUUUUUAAAGCCGGCUGGCUUUUGCUUCUGUUGCCUGUUUUUCUCCGUAAAAAUCACGACAGUCUAGGACUUGAAAUACAUUUAACGCUCGCUCAGAAGCUCACUCACCUCCAUCGAGCAGGGAGCUAAUGAUUCUUUUGUUUGCAUCUCUCUCCUUUUGAAACCUGCCUCUCGCACUGCCUCAUUCCUCCGGCGCACACAUUGCUGAGGGAAGCUCCCAGGAUCAGCUAACAGAGCAAGGCUGGCUCUGUUAGUGGGAAAUCACAGGCCUCGUAUUUUAGCAGCUUGAAAGCUCUCAUUGUUGUGCUCGCAGUUCCGUCCCUCGGAUGUGCCCUCCUUAUUCAUAGGCAUUUCACAACGGCGAUCUUACAAUAUCGUCGGGCGUUCGGUGGGGAGAAACGGGGAAUAUUAGCAAAUCCUGCGUGGAAAAUUAAAACCACAACCUCCCCCCCUGGCAGUUUGAGAUUAAAUGUGAGAUCUUCCCUUUGUAGCUUGACCUUUGCUCCGUGAUUUACUUUUAAAACUACGGGUGGAACAAGCUUUUUGUGUCUGUGCUACUUGCUUUUAGAUUAAACAUCAGACUGGUUUCCGUCGCCUGAAAUGGGGGGUGGUUUAGACAAGCUGUCAGGUCAGUUAGAUUUCAGCACAGCUUAAGGAAAAUCCUGCUGGUAACAUUGUGCCCUUUGCUCAUCCCGACGUUCUCCUGUUCCAUCUUGCUCCCGAGGCCAGGUAAUUCUAACACUGAGGCUUGGUUCUGCUUAUCCAAUUAUCUUCUGAUUUCAAAAAUACUGGCUCCCAGGCCAGAUCCAUGGAGAGAGCCUGGGCUGAAUCGGAUGAAUAAGUUUCAAAGAUGGGAGUGGAGCAUUGUAGCAUCUGGAGUUUUCUGACUUUUCAGACCCUUGUACUGGUUACCUGAGAUCACACCAUUUUUUAGAGGCCACUUAGAUCAAUGUUUUUCAAACUUGGGUCCCCAGCUGUUGUUAGACUACAACUCCCACCAUCCCUGACCGCUGGUCCUACUAGCUAGGGAUGAUGGGAGUUGUAGUCCAACAACAGCUGUUUGAGAAACACUGACUUGGAUGCUAGUUGGCUGGCAACCCUAAGGCAUUGACAUUGCUUAAUAUACUACAAUCGAGGGGAAAUGUUUCUGGAAGUUAUUAUAUAGCAGCCCUGGAGUUCAUGGCUCCCAGCUUUUUAGAACCUGCCAGCUCUCACCUAAAGAGCAGGGGAAGUUGAACAUUGGAGGAUGGAUGGCGGCUAACAGAUUGAGGCUGAAUUCUGACAAGACACAAGUACUGUUUUUGGGGGACAGGAGGCGGGCAGGUGUGGAGGAUUCUCUGGUCCUGAAUGGGGUAACUGUGCCCCUGAAGGACCAGGUGCGCAGCCUGGGAGUCAUUUUGGACUCACAGCUGUCCAUGGAGGCACAGGUCAAAUCUGUGUCCAGGGCAGCUGUUUACCAGCUCCAUCUGGUACGUAGGCUGAGACCCUACCUGCCCGUGGACUGUCUCGCCAGAGUGGUGCAUGCUCUGGUUAUCUCCCACUUGGACUACUGCAAUGCGCUCUACGUGGGGCUACCUUUGAAGGUGACCCGGAAACUACAACUAAUCCAGAAUGCGGCAGCUAGACUGGUGACUGGGAGCAGCCGCCGAGACCAUAUAACACCGGUCUUGAAAGACCUACAUUGGCUCCCAGUACGUUUCCGUGCACAAUUCAAAGUGUUGGUGCUGACCUUUAAAGCCCUAAACGGCCUCGGUCCAGUAUAUCUGAAGGAGCGUCUCCACCCCCAUCGUUCUACCUGGACACUGAGGUCCAGCACCGAGGACCUUCUGGCGGUUCCCUCACUGCGAGAGGCCAAGUUACAGGGAACCAGGCAGAGGGCCUUCUCGGUAGUGGCGCCCUCCCUGUGGAACGCCCUCCCACCAGAUGUCAAAGAGAACAACAACUACCAGAGUUUUAGAAGACAUCUGAAGGCAGCCCUAUUUAGGGAAGCUUUUAAUGUUUGAUGUAUUACGGUGUUUUAAUAUUUUUUUGGAAGCCGCCCAGAGUGGCUGGGGAGGCGCAGCCAGAUGGGCGGGGUAUAAAUAAUAAAUUAUUAUUAUUAUUAUUAUUAUUAUUAUUAUUAUUUGAGUUGGCUAGCACUUGUCCUACUUAGGCUGGAUGCUGGACCCCGCAGAGAAGGCAACAAGGCAGGUCAGGGGUGGGUGGACCAUGGAUAGCUCUGACAGAAGCUGAGAGUUGACUCAGCCUUUUCAAGAUUCUGGUUCUAGGCUACCUUGCUCAGGUGCCACUCCCUGGUGGCUAACGUUAGGUUCUUAAAGGGCCAACCCCCUGAUCAGAGGAUGGGCACUCCUGCUGGCAUGCUCCCUGAACCGCAGGACCAUUUAGGUCCAUUUGGAGGCAUUUGGUUCCUCAGGGGUAGGUGCCUGUGGUGUCUGAGCUCUGGCCUUACAGAUAUGGAAAGUUCUUCUGGGGGCUCAUGUUCACGAGGCUGUGGUCCCCUGAUCACCAGAAGCAAGAUCGGAGCCCUGCCCCUGGUCUGGCUCCAUAGCUGGAGACUCUGCAGCCUCUAAGUCCAAGUCCUAACUGCAGAUGGACUCUGGGGUUAUGACACCACCGCUGCUUGGUUUGGCUUAAUGAAGCAAAAUCCUUCUUUGUGGGGUGCUCUCCGAGGUCCUGGAAAGCCUACCCUCGUUGUUUCCUACAUGAACUGGACUUUCCUCAGCUCCCUGUAGCCUUUUCAUCUGGCUGGAGAAAGGAUCAUCGGGCCAGCAUGUGAGCUUGUUGCAUAUACAGUUCAGUGACACUGAUAUAAUAUUGUUUCUGUGAUGCAUAAAAUAUAAUGUGCCUGCACUCCCAGCUCACAUGCGGGAUCAGACGCGUGACAUCCCUUUGUCCAAAUACCGGUGCCAGUUCAUUCUUCUAUAGAUACGCAUGGUAUGAUAAAAAUCCUCUCACGAUAGAUUUCUUGCAUUGCCAAACUCAGUAAGAUAUUUUUAUGUCCUCCACCUCCUUUUGUGAUGGCAGCACGUGCUGUAUUUGGCUGACACAAAACUAAAGUUAAUUAUUUUUUUGCUUGUUCGCUGUGUAAGUAAAUAUUUUAAUAGUACAUAGGGGAUCAUCUGGUAGAGACACAGCUAACUAACCUCAGGGUACAGAACUGUUUUCUCCCCUCAAAGGUGUACUCUUCCUUGAAUGAACAAUUUGAAAGUUUUGCUUAGUUACCAAAAGUGGCUCCAUGCAUAAAAUCAUCUAUGAUCGUUUUCAGAAAAUUGAGGCCAUGUGGUUUGCUCAUACAAAAAUAUUGCAUUUAAGACAAUACUUAUUUCAUUUGUAUACCACCUUUCUGCCAAGGCACCCAAGGCAGUUUAAAAUUUAAAGUAAUAAGGUAAAUGAUAACAUGUAAAAUUGGGGUGAAGGAAAUCAGUCGGAUUGGAGCAGAACCUGAUGCUGUCUGUACCUGCCUUCCUUCCACUCUUCCUCCUCCUCCGCUGUGAGAAGCCAAGUUACAGGGAACCAGGCAGAGGGCCUUCUCAGUAGUGGCACCCACCAGAUGUCAAAGAGAAAAACAACUACCAGACUUUUAGAAGACAUCUGAAGGCAGCCCUGUUUAGGGAAGCUUUUAAUGUUUAAUAGGUUAUUGUAUUUUAAUAUUCUGUUGGAAGCCACCCAGAGUGGCUGGGGAAACCCAGCCAGAUGGGUGGGGUAUAAAUAAUAAAUUAUUAUUAUUAUUAUUAUUAUUAUUAUUGACAGGAAAGUCAUGCCUAUGAUCUUGGAAGUCUCAUGGGUCAUUUGCUUAUGCAAGUUGUCAUUUUAUGAAUAAGCAUGAUUUCUCUGGCCCAAAGUCUUCGCAUUUAAUGGGGAAUUGACUUGGUUUGCAAUGGAUCUAAUCAAAUGUUUUCUGCAGGGAGGCCAAUGGGACACUUCAUUACAAUUUCACCAACCUAGAUAACUUCAUGGAUCUUCUUUGGGAAAACAAACUACGUCCAGGUAAAUCUAAUCACUUGGUUUUUUAUAAAAAAAAAAUACUAAUUCUAAGCUCCGUUAAACAAUGUAUAGCUUAAGUUGUUUGGAGUUCUGUACAGUGCUUUGCUUUCUUUGAGAACAGCAGAAAUUUAACACGCCAAUGUUAAGUUAAACUUCCACCAACUUUAUUGAGCAAGGGGCAAGGGCAAAUUGUGAGUUUCUGCAAUCUCUGCAAUAGUAUAAGCACUGAAGUGUAGGCUCCCAACUCAGCUGAAUGGUGUCCUUUUACUUCAGAACUCAAGGGAAACGCAUGGCUUGCCAGCAGUACAUGGGAAAAGGAUCUAGGGUUUUUUUUAGCUGAGAAGUUUAACAUGAGUCAGCAGUGUAAUGCAGCAGCAAAACCAGAUAAUGCUAUUCACGACUGCAUCAACAGAAGUAUAGUGUUCUGAUCAAGGGAAGGAAUAGCUCUGCUUUAUUCUGCCUUGGACACAGGAGUCCUGUGUCCUACACUGGGUGCAAAAAUAGAAGAAGGAUAUUGACAAGAUGGAGCAUGUGCAGAGGAAGGCAACCAAGAUAGUCAAGGAUCUGGAAACUAAGCCUUAGGAGGAACAAUUGAGGGAGUUGGAUAUGUUUAGCCUGGAAAAGAGACUGAGAGGAGAGAUAGUAGCAGUCUUCAAAUAUCUAAAGAGCUGGAGCAAGUUUGUUUUCUCCUGCUCUGGAGGGUAGGACCCAAAGCUUCAAGUUGCAAGAAGGGAGAUUCCAAGUCAACAUCAGGAAGAACUUUCUAACAGUAAGAGCCGUUCAACAGUGGAAUGGACUCUAGAAGGUGGUGAACUCUCCUUCCUUGGAAGUUUUUAAUCCGAGUUCAGAUGACCAUCUGUCAUGGAUGCUUUAGUUAAGAUUCCUGCAUUGCAAGGGGUUGGACUUGAUGACCGUUGGGGUCCCUUCCAACUGUAGAAUUCUAUGCUGUCAGGGGCUGGACUGAGGAGGAAUGGUGGGGACCGCCCCAGGCCCCUUCCUGCACCUUCCCAAGAAUAGGAGGACAGUAUAGAUUUAGAAUAGUGGUUUGCAGAAGGCCAUAGUACAGAGGCUGCAGAGGGGCAAAGUUGGGAAAUAAUUGGGAGAGGAACAGCAGAAAGAAGAAGCACCGGGGGAGAGACAGCUGACAAACUCAAUGCCUUUGGAAAGCUUUCCUGAUACCCCCUCUCCCAGGACCAGGCGGGCAUUGAGAGUAGUAGAACAGAGAGCUCAGAGGCAGAAAGCUCAGAUCGGCUGGCGCAGGGAUGACGUAGAAUAGGAGAGACGGGGCAGGUUGGACUUCAGUCAGAGCAAUGGCAUUAUUUAAUAGAGACUGCAUUCCUUCAUCUCUCUCUGUGAAUACUGAAUAAAUUACGUGGUAAGAAUACUUCUCGUUUAUCUGCUUCUUGGCUGCCACCGGGGAGGGAUCUGAUUCUCUGAAGCCUGACACAUGUUUAUAUCCUUCCCCUUCUCCCAAAAGAGUCCUAAUCCACUCAGAGUAUUUGUAUGAUCAAAUGGAAAGGUGGCAUGGCUUGGACCCAAAGAGCUGUUUUAGAUGCGCCCAAUAGAUUUGUGUGCCAUUGAAAAAAAACUGAUUGUCUGAACCCGCACCCUGUGCCUUUAUCGCCAUUUGUUCAGCUCUUUCCUUUCUCUCUCUUCUCUGCAAACUGCCAAAAUGAUGCAGAGAGUGGCUGGGCCCUGCUGCCAGACUCCCCCCAUCGCCUACCCAUGUUCACGGCCACAUAGUUCUUUGGCUCUUGGCCAUGGCGCCCAAGCGCAGACCAACGGAUGCUUGGCACUGCUCAGUUCAAAAGCACUGAACAGGUCUGUGUGGGUUUUCCUCCCUCCUCAAACUCAGGAUUCGAAUUGAUGGGAAGUCCCUCGGGAUACUUCACUGACUUUGAAGAUAAAAGGCAGGUGAUACAAUGGAAGGACCUGGUUACACAGUUGGCCGAAAGAUAUAUAGGUGAGUUAACAAAAUUUUAAUUUGUCACCUCAGCAUGUCCACAAACACGUCUUAAAGGGCAAUGUCCAGGGGAAAUGCUUUUUAAAAAAUAAUAAUCCUUGAACCUUUCUUUAAAUGACCCUAAGUUAGUGUGCCUCAUGGCUUAUAAUUUACUAAACUGUGUAUGAUUGCAGUUGGGUGGCCAAGAGAACAUCAACAGGGGAUUCCACAAGCAACUACAGUCAUACCUUGGAAGUUGAACGGAAUCCGUUCCUGAAGUCCGUUCGACUUCCAAAAUGUUCGGAAACGAAAGUGUGACUUCUGAUUGGCUGCAGGAAGCUUCCAAUCGGAAGUUGCGGAACCUGUGUUGGACAUUCGGCUUCCAAAACAACGUUCGAAAACCGAGUUUCGAUCGUUCAAGAGCCAAUUUGUUCGGGAGCCAAGGCAUUUGAGAUCUAAGGUACGACUGUAUAGGACAUCAAACUUCAAGGCAAGAUUAACAAUUAGACGAGGAUUGCUCUAGAGCAGGGUUUUACAAACUUGGGUUUCCGGAUGUUUUUGGACUACAAUUUCCAUUAUUCCUGACCAUUGAUCCUGCUAGCUAGGGAUGGUGGGAGUUGUAGUCCCAAAACAGCUGGAGACCCAAGUUUGGAAAACGCUACUCUAGAGCCUGCGUGGGGGACCCUUUUCAUUUCUGUGGAAAGACAUUGACCCAUGGGGAAAUCAAUUGACAGAUGGAACCAGAAAAAAGUGGGGGAGUUUUUUCUUCCUGCCACCCCCUUUGCAACUUAUCCUGUAAAUCAACAUCCAGCCCAUACACUGGGCCCUGUCACAGAAUACUAAUCUGUGGAAGUGGCAUCUGUCCUGGAUUGUGGGUGGGUGUGAACAUGCCCCUUAAAGGUAGAAAUUCCUCUUAAAGGAAUAAGAGGUGGUUUGGGACAAUAGCCUUUCAACUGAGGUUUCCGUGUGCGGCUAAAUGAAAGCCUACUGCUUAAUAUGACAAAGCUGUAAUUAAUGCAAAUUUGAUUUCCAGAACGUUAUGGAUUGAAGCAUGUUUCUAAAUGGAAUUUUGAGACUUGGAACGAGCCAGAUCACCAUGACUUUGACAACGUAUCCAUGACAGUUAAUGGUAAGCCUCUUUUGAAUCCUCCCGGUUUUUAACUGUGAGCAGAGUGGUGAAAGUUCAGAGAUCAGGGCUAAUGAAAGCAAGAUAAAGAAAUGUUCCGUUUUAAACCCUGUAAAAAGCUCAGCACUAAUUGCCAUCUCACAGAGAUAUUUUUUUCGUCAUUUGAGCUCUUAAAAGCUAAAUCAACACAUGCAAGUUACUGCAGGGGUUACAGCAGGAAUGUUGCCUAGGAGAAACUAAGUAAAUUAUAGAAAUAAAGUGUUUCAUAGCAACACUGUGGUAAUAUUCUUUGCUUAGCCGUUUUUCAAAACCAUAGAUCUUUUGACCUACCGUAUUACUGAGAAUGGAACUAUGGGUACCUCAGGUUGUUGUUGGCAUCUGUCUCGAGAGACAAUGGAGUGUGCCUUUGGGGGUGAAGUCAAACUGCUGCAUUAGCAGCAUCAAUGUGUCCUGCCUGGCGUGCAAGCCUGGGCAGUGGAGGUGGAGGUCCUGAGCUGCCCAGUUGACAAGACCCACCGCUUGGCCCCUGUGAUGUGUUUCCUGCUUGGCAGGGGGUUGGACUCGAUGGCCCUUGUGGUCUCUUCCAACUCUAUGAUUCUAUGAUUCUAUGUGGUCCAAAGGAAAGCAGAGCAAUAUGUUUGGCACCAGCUUGGCUGCAGGAGUUGCCGGAAAGAGACGUACAAGGCACCAUCCAAUCAUCUUAGGGACUCCACUCCAAAUAUUUGUCUUUUAGGUACCACAAUACCCUUCUUUGUGUUUGUGCUAGCAGACAAACAGUUCGAAAGCAUGCCAGUGCAAGUAGAUAAAUAGAUACCACUGCGGCAGGAAGGUAAACAGCGUUUCUGUGUGCUCUGGUUUCCGUCACGGUGUCCCGUUGCACCAGAAGUGGUUUAGUCUUGCUGGCCACAUGACCUGGAAAGCUGUCUGUGGACAAACGCUGGCUCUCUCAGCCUGAAAGCGAGAUGAACACCGCAACCCCAUACUUGCCUUUGAUUGGACGUAACCAUCCUUGGGUCCUUUACCUUUUACAGUUAUGAGGGCUAGAAACACGCUUUAAGAAUUCUGUGUGUCAGGAUUACAUUGCAGCUACGGGGGUCUUCAAUGGGUGUCUAUAGCCCAUAGCAUGACCUGCUCACAGCCACACAGAUAACUAGACCUCCUACGUAUAUAAACAGUCCAUAAUUUGUUGAUUUUUGCAGAGCAAAUGUGGUACAUUAUGGCCUUCUUUGCCCUGUUUCACUCCAGUAUGUUCUGAAGAAACAAGACAUUUUCCUCUCCUCGAAGCUAGAUAUUACUACUGAAACACUAGGCCUAUUGUUGACUGUUCAAUUUUGCUCCUAGGAUUUCUCAACUACUAUGACGCUUGCUCUGAAGGUUUAAGACAAGCCAGUUCUCAGCUGAAAUUUGGAGGUCCUGGAGACUCCUUCCACCCAUUCCCAAAGUCCCCCAUGUGCUGGAGCCUCCUCUGUCACUGCCACAAUGGAACUAAUUUCUUCACUGGAGAGACAGGCGUCCGGCUAGACUACAUUGCCAUGCAUAAGAAGGUCAGCUCCCUGCUCAAUUUGCUGUUGAGAUGUGCCUGUCCCAAGUUAAGUGUUCACAAUAAAUUGCCUCUUGUGCACUAAAAACAAAAAACUUGCUACGUGGUGCAAAGGUCCUGAAUUGAAUUCAAACAUUGACAACUGCUUCUUGCAACAAUUCAUUUCUUAAUUCCACAUAGCAUCUGUACACCACUUUAGAAAAUCCCAGGUGCUUCAAUUACAUGAUCUAGUUGUUACCCUUGGUGGUGCUGUGGUCUAAACCACUGAGCCUCUUGGGCUUGCCAAUCAGAAGGUUGGUGGUUCGAAUCCCCGCAACAGGGUGAGCUCCUGUUGCUCUGUCCCCGUUCCUGCCAACCUAGGAAUUGGAAAGCACACCAGUGCAAGUAGAUAAAUAGGUACUGCUGCGGAGGGAAGGUAAACAGCAUUUCCAUGUGCUCUAGUUUCUGUCACGGUGUCCCAUUGCGCCAGAAGCGGUUUAAUCCCGCUGGCCACAUGACUCGGAAAGCUGUCUGUGGACAAACGCUGGCGUUCUCAGCCUGAAAGCCAGAUGAGCGCCACACCCCAUAGUCACCUUUGACUGGACUUAACCACCCAGGAGUCCUUUACUUUUUUAUAACUGCCUUGUGAAAUAGGCUAUCUAUCAAAUAAAUAACAACAGCUCUUCCCACAGGGAGCUGGGCGGUCGCUGUACAUCUUAGAACAAGAAACUGAAGCACUGGGACAGAUCCAGAAGCUCUUUCCCACGUUCACCUCUGUGCCUGUAUACAACGACGAGGCAGAUCCGCUGGUGGGAUGGUCAGUUCCGCAGCUGUGGAGAGCGGAUGUCACCUAUGCGGCCAUGGUGGCUAAGGUAGACUUGAGCUGCAUUGCUUUCUGCACCUCUACCUUCUUUUCUGUUGCCCCGGUGCCCAUCCUCAUUUGUUUUAUCUCUAUAGGCCUCUGUUUAAACAUAGGUGCGAUUUCUUUAACGUAUCAGCUCUCCUGUCAAGGCCCACAGUUACCGUAUUUUUCGCUCUAUAAGACGCACCAGACCACAAGACACACCUAGUUUUUGGAGGAGGAAAACAAGAAAAAAAAUAUUCUGAAUCUCAGAAGCCAGAACAGCAAGAGGGAUCGCUGUGCAGUGAAAGCAGCAAUCCCUCUUGCUGUUCUGGCUUCUGUGAUAGCUGCGCAGCCUGCAUUUGUUCCAUAAGACGCACACACAUUUCCCCUUACUUUUUAGGAGGGAAAAAGUGUGUCCUAUAGAGCGAAAAAUACGGUAAUUCCUUCUUCUGCAGAAGCCUUUGAAUUUCUCGGCCCAAUGGUGUAGCUUAUAAACAAGUAACUUUUUUUGGCGGGUGGAGAAAAAAUCCCUGUGAAGCCCAUGAAUUUCUUGGUUCAAUGAGGUAUCUUAUACAGUGGAACCUCGGUUGUCGAACGUAAUCCCUUCCGGAAGACCAUUUGCCUUCUAAAACGUUUGACAACCGAGGUGCAAAAGCCAUUGAAAAAAUGGAGAAACGCGCCACAGAAGCCGUUUGACUUCCAAGGCACGUUAAAAAAUGGAAGCAUUCAUUUCUGGGUGGUUGGCGUUCAGGUUCCAAAUUGUUGGCUGCUGGAGCGUUCAACAACUGAGGUUCCACUGUAAACAAGAACUUUGGUUUUUUUUGGUGCAGGGAGGAAAUGUUCUUGCGAAGGUCUCAGAAAAUACCACACGAAUAGGCUGAGAAUUCUUAUUGGACAACUCCCUUGUCUACACGAAGGGCUCUACAGUCAUACCUCGAGUUACAGCCGCUUCAGGUUGCAUUUGUUUGGGUUACGGACCGCUGAAACCUGGAAGUACCGGAACGGGUUACUUCCGGGUUUCGGUGGUCGAGCAUGCGCAGAAGUGCUAAAUCACGCUUUGCGCAUGCGCAAAAGCGCCGAAUCGCAACCCGUGCGUGCGUAGAUGCGGGUUGCGAACGUUCAUCCCGCACGGAUCACGUUCGCAACCUGAGCAUCCACUGUACUGGAGUUGAACAGGCAGUCAAUGGGCCUGAUGAAUAUUAUGUCUGAUAUACCUCAGAAAUAUCAAUACGUAUAGCAUAUGACUGGUGCACCAUCUAAUGGAGAGAAUGGACACUUGCAGCUAGUGAUUUUGCAAUCACAUUGAUAUUUAGGCCUCUGAGAGUUGCUUCUCUUCAUCCUGUGAUCUAAUGACAAAAAAUUCCACUGAUAAGCACCUCAUUAUAAGGCUUUAACUGUGGUAUGUGACCUCUGGCUCAGUCCUAGGUGCCACAUCACCACUGAAUUAUGGGAGAAUGUUGCUUUCUGUGAACCACCCUCAGACCUGCUUAUAUAGGGCACUAUAUAAAUUCAAUUCAUCAUCAUCAAAAAGAGAGGCCAAUUUGUUGAAUCUUAUACUUGCGCAUUGGAGAUUUGUCAUAUCCAGACUUUCUGACAAGCACUGGAGGGGGGCAAGGAUCUCCUUGACGGGAUCAUUUGACUUAAGGAUUCUGUUAGGUUCAGGGCCAGCCCAAGGCAUUUUGGCGCCUGAGGCAAACUGUAAAAUGGUGCUCCCCUCCCUACUAGAGAAGAAGGGGGUAAGUGAAGGUCUACAUUGGGAAGACAUGGGGAAGAAAGAUUUACAUCAGGAUCUGCUGCCCUUAUGGAUCCUGCCACUUGAGGAGGAUCGCCUGGCCUGGCCUUGUGGGUUAGGAUAUUCCUCUGCCACAAUAUCCAGCACAUGGACUGCUGGUUUCUGGCCUCACAGACCAAUGGCUCAAUCCAGCCUUGGGUGAGUUUGGUUCACACAUUCCCCUGAAAGUCAUCAAGGGUUGAGUGGGCAAGUGAGGAGAAAUCAAAUCGUCUACGUGCAUGUGUGAACCAGCCCUUACUUCACCUCUUUUAAGCCUCUUCACCCCUAAAUUUCACCAUCAAACCAUGCUUGCCUGACUCCCCUAGUAGUAGUAGUAGUAGUAAUAAUAAUAAUAAUAAUAAUAUAUUUAUACCCCGCCCAUCUGGCUGAGUUUCCCCAGCCAUUCUGGGCGGCUUCCAAUCAAGUGUUAAAAACAAUACAGCAUUAAAUAUUAAAAACUUCCCUAAACAGGGCUGCCUUCAGAUGUCUUUUAAAAAGAAGAUAGCUGCUUAUUUCCUUCACUUCUGAAGUGAGGGCGUUCCACAGGGUGGGCGCCACUACCGAGAAGGCCCUCUGCCUGGUUCCCUGUAACCUCACUUCUCGCAAUGAGGGAACCGCCAGAAGGCCCUCGGAGCUGGACCUCAGUGUCCGGGCUGAAUGAUGGGGGUGGAGACACUCCUUCAGGUAUACAGACUGAGGCCGUUUAGGGCUUUAAAGGUCAGCACCAACACUUUGAAUUGUGCUUGGAAACGUACUGGGAGCCAAUGCAGAUCUCUCAGGACUGGUGUUAUGUGGUCCCAGCAGCCACUCCCAGUCACCAGUCUAGCUGCUGCAUUCUGGAUUAAUUGUGGUUUCCCGGUCACCUUCAAAGGUAGCCCCACGUAGAGCGCAUGGCAGUAGUCCAAGCGGGAGAUAACUAGAUCAUGCACCACUCUGGCGAGACAGUCCGUGGACAGGUAGGGUCUCAGCCUGCGUACCAGAUGGAGCUGGUAGACAGCCGCCCUGGACACAGAAUUAACCUGCGCCUCCAUGGACAGCUGUGAGUCCAAAAUGAUUCCCAGGGUGCGCACCUGGUCCUUCAGGGGCACAGUUACCCCAUUCAGGACCAGGGAGUCCCCCACACCCACCCGCCCCCUGUCCCCCAAGAACAGUACUUCAGUCUUGUCAGGAUUCAACCUCAAUCUGUUAGCUGCCAUCCAUAGUUAACAUCAUGCGCAGGCCUUUUUGUCCUGAGUCCUUGAGCCGCUGGGAAUAUUCAGGCCUAGACAGAGUAUCUCCAUAGCACACUCCUGUUCUCCAGCUUUGUGAGGUUUAUGGGUCAAUGGAAUUUACUUAUUUUUCUUACUUCUUUUUGAAUAUUUUUGUUGACUUUGAGGUGAUAGGCAGUCAGCGCACGUGCCGACAACAAAUAUUGAGCAACAGCAAACUGACGUUAAUUAACUUGGAGCUUCUUUGGCUCCCGGCUGAGGCGUCUUCAGAAGCAUCACUCCGAAAAGAGGCAUUCGUUUCUGGAUGUGUGAGACCAGUGGAUAGUUUCUGAGUCGGCAAUGAGACGUUUUAUUUAUCUGAACGAGCAUAUACUGCUUUUCAAGUUUGUGAAGAUCUACCAAAAUGUUUUAACGCAAUAAAACCACAAAACAAGAUACAGCUGAGGUGGCUUAUAUCUCCUCCAACCGCCACCAGGGGGCCACUGAAGGACCAUUUUUGGCCCUGAGAGGAAGGGAAGAGAGCAAAAAGACAGAAGAGCCUGGGGAGAUGUUCAGUAUCUCUAGCUCCUGGUUUUCCAGCUGAGAUGGCUCCAUUGCACACCUGCCACCAGAGGGCCAUCUUGGCCUAAUGGGAGGAAAUAUCAAGCUCUUUAAAAAAAGGAAAUAUUGUUUCAUCUCUCUUUUUCCCUUUAAUGUAAACUGCUUUGUGCAUGAGGCUCCCCUGAAAAGCAUUACAGUGGUAACUCGGGUUACAUAUGCUUCAGGUUACAUACGCUUCAGGUUACAGACUCUGCUAACCCAGAAAUAGUGCUUCAGGUUAAGAACUUUGCUUCAGGAUGAGAACAGAAAUCGGGCUCUUGGCGGCGCAGCGGCAUCAGGAGGCCCCAUUAGCUAAAGUGGUGCUUCAGGUUAAGAACAGUUUCAGGUUAAGAACAGACCUUCGGAACGAAUUAAGUACUUAACCCGAGGUACCACUGUAUACUGAUACCUUAAAUAAAUAAAUGGAAGUCUAAAGCCACCAGAACUGCCCUGUCUGCACACCCUGUUGCUGCCGCCCUGUGCCCAGGUUACGUUUGCUAACGCACCGAGGUGCAAGAAGCAGGUGAGGAGACAGUCUGGCUGCCUGGCUGCGGAGGGAGCAUUUGAUUCUCCGAAUGUGCCCCUUGCCUUUUGCCCAUACAGUCGUACCUUGGAAGUCGAACAGAAUCUGUUCUGGAAGUCCUUUCAACUUCCAAAAUGUUCAAAAACCAAAUCAUGGCUUCUGAUUGGCUGAAGGAAGGUCCUACAGCCAAUCAGUAGCCGCGGAAGCCCCGUCGGACGUUCGGGUUCCAAAAGAAUGUUUGCAAACCAGAACAUUAUCUUCCGGGUUUGCGAUGUUUGGGAGCCAAAACAUCCGAGUUCCAGGGCGUCCAGGAUCCAAGGUACGACUGCAUAAGCAAAGGAUUGUCAUUACAGUGGUACCUCAGGUUAAGUACUUAAUUCGUUCUGGAGGUCCGUACUUAACCUGAAACUGUUCUUAACCUGAAGCACGACUUUAGCUCAUGGGGCCUCCCGCUGCCGCCGCGCCGCUGGAGCACGAUUUCUGUUCUAUUUUUUUAUUAAGUUUUUUUACAACACAAACACACACACUCAUAAGACUAAACAAAAUAAUAAUAAUAAACAAGCAGCGAAAAACAAAAACGCAAAAAGAAAAAGAAAAAACAAUGUCAAAGUACAGUGGUACCUCGGGUUAAGUACUUAAUCUGCUCCGGAGGUCCGUUCUAACCUGAAACUGUUCUUAACCUGAAGCACCACUUUAGCUAAUGGGGCCUCCUGCUGCUGCCGUGCUGCCGGAGCCCGAUUUCUGUUCUCAUCCUGAAGCAAAGUUCUUAACCUGAAGCACUAUUUCUGGGUUAGUGGAGUCUGUAACCUGAAGUGUAUGUAACCUGAGGUACCACUGUAAUUCCUAUGGUGAAAAAUCAAAUGCUUCGCUUGGCAGCCACCUGUCCUCCAUGCCUGAUUCAAGGGCCUGAACCCCAUCUGCCAGGGAUCCCACAAGAGAAUCAGUGGAGGAGACUCUUGGGGCAUGGGAUUGAGCUAAAGAUUCCUGCAUUGCAGGGGGUUGGACUAGAUGACCCUGGGGGUCCCUUCCAACUCUUAUGGUUCUAUUUCUGUCUACACAGUGUAGGCCUUGGAUUAUUGUAAUAUUCAGGCCCCACCUGUCACGGCAGCCAGUUUCCUAGCAUUCUUUAUUUGUUAAUAAUAAUAAAUAAUAAAUAUUUGUUAAGGAACUUGUCAGACUAUAAGAGGAUAGUUCGCUGUCCUGCUUUGGCUGAGCUUAUCGCCUAUAAUUCAUAUCUUUUGUCGUCUCAGCAAAAGAGGAGGGCAGUGGAGAGGGGGCUUAAUCGGUGAAGAGUAUAGGUUAAUUUUAUUUACACAUAGUAAACUAAGAGCGCUAGAAAUUACCAAAAAUGGUUUGUAACAAUUUUGGUUGUACAGCCCCCUGAUCCUCACUGACUACUACUUGAACUCCUCAGUUUCCGAUUUUUGAAAGCAUCUUUCUGGAACUCCUUUCUGCUCCUUUCAACCCAACUUGCUGCUUUGUGUAUUUUGUUACUGAGCGGUAAUCCUUUUAUAUCUGAUUAGUUACACCACUGCAAUCCUCCUCUUAAGUUCCUAAUUUUAGCAAGGCUUGGGAAUUAGGUCAGCCAAAGCUACUGGAAAGGCUUUGGAAAGGAUCCUGACUGCAAAUUAUUAUGCUGCGUUUCUUGUUUUCAAGAUGCGCACAGGACAGCUUCGCACAUGGAUUUAAUUUCUUCCAUAACCAGACAUAAACACCAGCGUCUUGUCCUCUGUACUGGGGUAAAAUAUCGGGGAGAAAUGAGGCAGUUUAAAGAAAAAAUGUGUUUGAGGAUUCAUGUACCUAAAGGUUGGGGCAGUGUCUAUUCCAGCAUCUUUUGCAGGAACACAGAGAAGCCAUAGAAUGUGAUCCUGGGUCCAGAAUAUAACCGAGAAUUUCAGCUUUUAUUUUUUAAAACAAGAAGAGCUCCCCAGUCCUUAUGGUUACAGAGAUGUACUUGAAUAUACAUAGUGGACAAUGCCUGCUGGAAUCCCAGAAAUCAAAUGGGUUCUCCACCCCCAUCGUUCAGCCCGAACACUGAGGUCCAGCUCCGAGGGCCUUCUGGCGGUUCCCUCAUUGCGAGAAGUGAGGUUACAGGGAACCAGGCAGAGGACCUUCUUGGUGGUGGUGCCUGCCCUGUGGAAUGCCCUCCCAUCAGAUGUCAAGGAAAUAAACAACUAUCUGACUUUUAGAAGACAUCUGAAGGCAGCCCUGUUUAGGGAAGUUUUUAAUGUUUGCUGUUUUAUUGUGUUUUUAAUACUCUGUUGGGAGCCGCCCAGAGUGGCUGGGGAAACCCAGCCAGAUGGGUGGGGUAUAAAUGAUAAAUAAUAAUAAUAAUUUAUUAUUAUUAUUAUUAUUUUAUUUUCAUUGCUUAAAACUUUUCCAGUGGUGGGCAGUACCAGAGGCAAAAAGGAGUGGGUCCAGAGGUUAAAAGCGGCUGUAGAGGAGGUGUGGCCUGGGGCAGAUCCCAAGUGCCGGGUAAAGAGGACUCUGUUCAGUCCCCAGGCCGGCGUUCCUCGUCCCUGGCUUAAAAGGGUGGAUUGUCUGUGCUCUGCAUCGUUUCUCCCCCCUCCACCGCCAGCUAAAGCAUAAUGAAUUUAUGCCAGGUAGCACAACCAAAGAAACAAUUACUCAAAAUGAGAGAAAUGCAAGGCUGUUGAAUGCACACAGGUCACAAGGUACGGACUACCUUGGUACAAAAUGCAGAUUAAGUGCAGGACACACGCCCCUGUUUGUGCUAUACAGUGGUACCUUAGGUUAUGUUACCUUCGGAUAAUGUAACUUUACAUAUACAUAAGUGUAUACUUCCGGGUUUUGCUAUGUGUGCAUGCGCAGAAGUGUUCUAUCAUGCCGUGCGUGCGCAGAAGUGGCGCCUCGACUUGAAGACUUUUCAGGGUAUGUAUAGACCCCCGGAACGAAUUAAGUUCGUAUCCGGAGGGUCCACUAUAUAAUCAUUGGAAAGGAAAAAGCAAAAUUGAAUUUUUGGCCUGCCUGGAGAUUGUUGGAUCUCGACAACUCCUCAGGAAGUACAAGUCCCACCUAUUGUAUAGGUGGGGCUAACAUAAUCACAGGUUUAUUUAAGCUUUAAAGAUGCUGAACGGAACAGAACAUUGUGCUCUGUUGAACAUGGCACAAGCUUGCCAGACGGAACGAUCCCCCCUCUCCUUCUCUUCCCAUGUGCUGCUCUGGGGUCCUCCUGAACCACCACGCCUCAAGCCAAUUUGGGCGGGGGGGGGGGACACAAAGGGGACACAGCCUCGCUGUACAAGCGGAAGUCCUUGCGUAGAGUUUGCGCUGACUGACAGGGCUUGUUUGGUGAGUCCCCUGCCGCUGCCCCUUUCAAUAGUGGUGCCCACCCUGUGGAACACCCUCCCUUCAGAUGUGAAGGAAAUAAGCACAAUUCAAAGUGUUGGUGCUGACCUUUAAAGCCCUAAACGGCCUCGGUCCAGUAUAUCUGAAGGAGCGUCUCCACCCCCAUCGUUCUACCUGGACACUGAGGUCCAGCUUCGAGGGCCUUCUGGCGGUUCCCUCGCUGCGAGAAGCCAAGUUACAGGGAACCAGGCAGAGGGCCUUCUUGGUAGUGGCGCCUGCCCCAUGGAACGCCCUCCCAUCAGAUGUGAAGGAAAUAAGCAGCUAUCCUAUCUUUAAAAGACAUCUGAAGGCAGCCCUGUUCAGGGAAGUUUUUAAUAUUUAACGCUGCAUUGUUUUUAACACUUGAUUGGGAGCCGCCCAGAGUGGCUGGGGAAACUCAGCCAGAUGGCCAGGGUAUAAAUAAUAAAUUUAUUAUUAUUAUUAUUAUUUAUUUUUUAUUAUUAUUCCUUCGCAGGUUAUCGCCCAGCACCAAAACCUGUUGCUUGCUCGAGCCAACAACACCGUCAACUACACUUUGCUGAGCAACGACAACGCGUUUCUGAGCUACCACCCCUAUCACUUCACGCAGAGGACGCUGACGGCGCGCUUUCAGAUGAACAACACCAAACCGCCGCAUGUCCAGAUGGUGAGGAAGCCAGUGCUCACGGUGAUGGGCUUGCUGGCUCUCCUAGGUACAGCAAACCACUCGUCCUGUUUCCUGUUUGCAAGAGGAAAAGCAGGAGAGGCCUUUGUGGUGGCAGCGGCUGCGAUAUACUCUCCCAUUGCUGGGGUCACCGCAGCUUACCUGGGCUUAGCUGGGGCAGAGUGGCGGCGAGGCCAGGAUUGCAUAUGAUGCAUAUUAGUGCAACUGCAGAGUCCAGACCAUGGCCGCACCCUGCCCCACACCGGUGUUGAGAAGGCCCCUCUCCCACCACAGGAGCCACCGCUGCUUCAAAAGUCAUUUUUACAAAAGAGGAUAUAUGUGCGUGUUACUGGCCACCCAAUGUUAACCAAACGGGGGCACAAACCUGUUACCCUACUUCCCAAUGACAUUUGGUGAAUUUUUCCAUAGAGGAGCAGUUAGGGCCAGAAGCGCCACCUUGCAAGGGCAAUUGGGGGGGGUGAGCAUCGUGCCUCCUUCCCUAAAUUUGGCAGAAGGAGGAGGAAGAGGAGUUUGGAUUUGAUAGCCCGCUUUAUCACUACCCUAAGGAGUCUCAAAGCGGCUAACAAUCUCAACAAACACUCUGUGAGGUGAGUGAGGCUGAGAGACUUCAUAGAAGUGUGACUGGCCCAAGGUCACCCAGCAGCUGCAGGUGGAGGAGCGGGGAAUCGAACCCAGUUCACCAGAUUACGAGUCUACCACUCUUAACCACUGCACCACACUGGCACAGUGGCUCUCCCAGCUCUCCCAGAAGCUUCCCAGGCUUUGGGAAGGGGGCGCCAGCCUUCUUCUUUUUUAAAAUAAUAUUUUUUAAAUUAGGUUUUACAGUUUAAAAUUCUCAUAAUCUACAUAAGUAAUAGAGAAACAAAUGCCAGAAAGAGAAACCCCUUCUCCCCCCACCGCCGGACUUCCCUCAACCUCCCCUUUCUGGUUCUUUAUACAUUUAAUACUUCUACUUACACUGUUUUAUCUUAAUUUUAUCACCAUCUGUCUAAAUACAUUCCCAUUAUUAUCAUUUUGUAUCUCCCCGCUAUAAAUUCUUCUCAUAAUUAAUUAUUUUCAAAAACAUUAUUCCUUGUCUUUUACCUUCAUUUUUGUGGUUGUAAGUGUUUACUCAAACCCUGCUAGUGAGUCUAUUUCUUUACAAUAUUUCUGUAGGUACAGCAAAUAUAAUUCCCAGUCUUUUUAAAAGCCUCAAUUGUCUUUAUCUCUUAAUCUUCCUGUAAGCCUCGCCAUUUCUGCGCAAUCCAUCAUGAUGAAGGAGGCGCCAGGCUUCAAUACUUUAAUACACUAAUUUUCCGGGAACAUUUAGGGGACUAGUCUAGUCCCCCUAGCCCACUGACCACACUCCACCGCCUGCUUCCCAAGGGACUAUCGCCUCUCAUUUGGACCUGCUAUUUGCACGGCUCCACAGAGGCGUCCGGUUAGCCCCUGUGAGAAAAGGAUGCUGUACAAGGUGGGACUUGAGCCUGAUCCAGCAGGAGAGCAGCAAAACGGCAGCUUGGGGAGAGGCGAGACAGCGGGUGGGUGGCUACGAAGGUGGGUCUGCUUAUGAGGAGCACAGUGGGGUGCAAUAAAACAAGGCCAAGUUCAAAGUAAGAUUCAAGUUUCUCUUCCUCUUGUGUAGGAGAGGAGCAAGUCUCUGCCAACAUCUCCAGCCAGGAAUCGGAAGACUGUGACACUCUUGGAAUACUAGCCAGUGUGCACAGACCUCAAGAGCAGGGACCCGACAGCUGGCAGGCCUCCGUGUUGAUCUAUGCCAGCAAAGACAAUGAGACAUCUUCCAACGUCAGUGCCGUGACUCUAAACAUAACCAAUUACCCCAAACACAAAGGUAUAGUUGUCACUGUGUUUGUUUUCCUGAUGCGUCAUUACACGAAGGCAAGUGAUUCUAUGAUUCUAUACAGUGGUACCUUGGGUUACAUACGUUUCAGGUUACAGACGCUUCAGGUUACAGACUCCGCUAACCCAGAAAUAGUACCUGAGGUUAAGAGCUUUGCUUCAGGAUGAGAACAGAAAUCGUGCUCCGGCGACGCGGCAGCAGCGGGAGGCCCCAUUAGCUAAAGUGGUGCUUCAGGUUAAGAACAGUUUCAGGUUAAGAACAGACCUCUGGAACGAAUUAAGUACUUAACCCAAGGUACCACUGUAUUUACUGCAGCUAUUGAGUGGCUCACCUUAUUCUAAAAGGACAGCUGGCCUGGAAUAGCCAUUUCAUGCAGCCUAAACCAUUGUGCCAUGGUGGCACGACACAAUCAUACAGUGGUACCUCGCAAGACGAAUGCCUCGCAAGACGAAAAACACGCAAGACGAAAGAGUUUUCCGUUUUUUGAGUCGUUCCGCAAGACGAAUUUCCCUAUGGGCUUGCUUCGCAAGACGAAACGUCUUGCGAGUUUGUUUCCUUUUUCUUAAAGCCGCUAAGCCGCUGAACCGUUAAUAGCCGCUAAUAGCCGCUAAGCCGCUAAUAGCCGCUAAGCCGCUAAUAGCCGUGCUUUGCAAGAUGAAAAAACUGCAAGACGAAGAGACUCGCGGAACGGAUUAAUUUCGUCUUGCGAGGCACCACUGUAUAUUUUGAUAGUAGCUUUCUUUGGUUCCUCUCAUGAAAAUCAGGCUUUUUUUCUUGGUUUGCAGCUUCUAAAAAGCUUGCAAUUGGAUCCAGCUUCUUCUGGUCCUUUCUUGGACUUCUUACAAGGCUCUGGUGAAUAAGAACACCGUAUCUGAAAGCCUCGGUCUCUGGCCUGACGUUCAACUAACAAUCAAGAGUUUUCACGUUACUCUCCCUUUGUCUUCCCAAAGGACUUGUGUACCUCACUUACUACUUGGAUAACUACCUGACCAACCCGUAUUUGCAGUGGAGGAAACUGGGAGCUCCAGAUUUUCCUUCCCCGAAGCAACUGGAGCAGAUAAGAGCUGCUGAGGUACGAUGUGUUUGUUGUACAUGCAGUCCUCACUGAGUUCAAAAGGGCUUGGUCCUGAGUUAAGUGUGGGCAGAAUUGCAGCCGUUCCUCCCUAUCCCUCUAUGUGUUUACUUGGAAGUAAGUCCUGCUGUUUCCAGUGAGGUAUUCUCUCAGGUAAGUGGAUAGGAUCCCUCCCUUAGGAGGUAUAGCUCAUCAUAAGCGUAAGGGGUUUUUUUUUUGGGGAGGGGUCAAGAGGUAAAGCAGGCUUCCUCUCCUUCCUGCAGAGGUCAUAUCUACUCAGGGUCUCUCCAGAAUUCUUUUUUUAUUGCACUUUUAUGACUAUUUGUGCUCAUGGUGCUAUUGAGGUGGGCCCACAUGACCGUGAUUUCAAUACUGUUUGUGCCUGGAAAAUACCGUAUUUUUUGCUCUAUAAGACGCACCAGACCACAAGACGCACCUAGUUUUGGGAGGAGGAAAACAAGAAAAAAAAUAUUCUGAAUCUCAGAAGCCAGAACAAGAGGGAUCGCUGCACAGCGAAAGCAGCGAUCCCUCUUGCUGUUCUGGCUUCUGGGAUAGCUGCGCAGCCUGCAUUCACUCCAUAAGACGCACACACAUUUCCCCUUACUUUUUAGGAGGGAAAAAGUGAGCCUUAUAGAGCAAAAAAUACGGUAUUUGGACCAGCCACACUGCUUCAUCUCCAACCAGUGCCUAUCCUGUAACAUCCUGCUGUAAUCCCAUAAAUUGUCAUACCACAAAUGCUUUGGGGUUGCUUUGUCCCACCUUUUGUGGCACUCUGGACAGCAAUCAUGUGGUAACACUGGGGAAGCAUUGCAUAGGAAAUAAUGAAGCAGAAUAAACCCCCCACCAGUGCGCUAUUUCUGUGUCAAUAGCAGGCUGCAAGAUACACUCACAAUAACGCAGGAGUCACAGUCAUUCUCCUUUCCAUAGGCUGAACCUUCCGCAAGAAAUUCCUGGCCAUCUCCUCCCUCACAAACUUCAACUACGCUCUCCUGGGUGGUAUUUUUCCGGUUCCCUUACCUCAGACAGUUUGCGCUCCAUCCUUGCUGAUCACAAAGGCUGCCCUGCCAGAUCAGACUGAGGCCCACCAGAUUCAGCAUUCUGUUUCCCACAGCAGCCAGCUAGAUGCCUCUCUGAGCUCACAAGUGAAGUGAGGAGUUGGUAAAAAUUUAUUCCGUCCCUUUUAUGCUGUCCAGAUGUUCGCUUCCUGCUGGAUCAUCUUUUCUGUCGAGCUGACUCCACAGUACGCUGUCGGCGCUACAUAAAUAUUUGUUGUAAGGCUAUCCGAAUGAGCAAGGCCAGUGGAAGGGCCACCACUUUUGCGUUACUUUUGAUCUUUAAGCCGGUUCUCCUUCGUAAGCACAUACCUGCACACUGGGGGAUCCCUGCCCCACUGAUCCCCCUGAAGGAAAUCUGAACCCUGCCCUGUGGAUAUUUUUAUUUUUUUUAAUGAUGUGGUUGGGGGUUUUUGGGUUGUCUUUUGACUAAAAGAAGAACUGCAAGUUACCUCAUUGCACACAUGCUCCCUAAUGUAGGGUCAGGGAGAUUUGCAGUGAGGCAGAAACAGGUGUUUUUUUCACUUCUGUGCCUGCCAAUUUUCCACUGUAAAUCACAGCAGAAAUCCACAGUGGGGAUUUUCCGCCACGCCUCUCCAUCUUACUUUUGGUCUUGGAUAAUCUGAAAUGGUCAGUAAACUACGCCAUACAUUUAAAGCAUGCUGAUGCCACCUUAAUAGCCAUGGCUCAUCACGCCUCCACCCAAAUAAUCCUGGGAAACAUAGUUUCCCCUCACAGAGCUACAGCUAGCAGACCUUUGGCAUUCUACAGUUCUCAGAAUUCUUUUUUGGAGGCGGGAAGGCAUGAUGCUAUAAAUGUACCGUAUUUUUCGCUCCAUAAGGCGCAGCGGACCAUAAGGCACACCUAGUUUUUAGGGGCGGAAAUGAAGAAAAAAAAUCUUAUUUCCCCCCCCCUAGCCCCAAAGAGCAAAGAAGUCAAGACAGCGAGCGGGAUGGAUCCCGCUCGCUGUCCUGGCUUCAUUUUUAGCCGUGUGCAACCUCUCCCGACUGGAGAGGUUGCACGUGGCUUUGGCAGAAGCCAAGGCAGCGAGCGGGAUGGAUCCUGCUCUCUGCCUUGGCUUUGUUUUUAGCCACGGGGCUGGGGCGGGGGGAACCCGGGCUUCCCCCGACCCCAGCCCCCAGAACAGGUCCGGGAGCAGCGGCAAGGUUGCGUGCAGCCUUGCCUCCGCUCCCGGAGCUUGCGGGGCUGGCGGGGGAAGCCUGGCUCCCCCCCCCCAGCCCCAGGGACCACACAUUCGUUCCAUAAGGCGCACAGACAUUUCCCCUUAGUUUUUAAGAGGAAAAAAGUGUGUCUUAUGGAGCGAAAAAUACGGUACUUUAUAUGUAUUGUGCAAUUGGCAUUUCCAGGUGGAAAUCUGAAAGCAUGGGAAAAGUACAAAGGGAAAAUGUGUUUUGAAAGGCGGCUGAAUGAACAGUCUUAACAUCCUGCUUCCCACAUGGGCCAGACGGGUACCUCCAAUAAUCCCAAGAGCAAGCAAUGAAGGCAAUAGCCCUCCCUGCUGUUAUUCCCCAGCACUGACAUUCAAGUAAAAUAUGCUAACCCCAGAUCUCUCCUUCAAAACAACCCACUUCAGGUUUUGCGUUCUAACAUGAUGAGCUGUGGGUGUGCUCCAUCCUAUGCACACAUUCCCCACAUGAAGGGGAAAAGAGUUCCAAAGAGGCACUUUUUGUUCAAAAGCGCUGUUGCACUUUUUCUGAUCUUUCAGAAUGCUCUGAAUGGCUAACUUGGGCACUGCUGAGUGAUCUCCCAUUCAAGCUGAGACUUGUGCCCUCUGGCCCCUGGACAAUGUUUAGCAUAUCACCAUGGUUAAUACCGAUAGGCUACUAAGCGGCUUAGGGACGCGGGUAGUGCUGUGGGUUAAACCACAGAGCCUAGGACUUGCUGAUCGGAAGGUCGGCGGUUCGAAUCCCUGCGAUGGGGUGAGCUCCUAUUCCUCAGUCCCUGCUCCUGCCAACCUAGCAGUUCGAAAGCACAUCAAAGUGCAAGUAGAUAAAUAGGUACCACUCGGGCGGGAAGGUAAACGGCGUUUCCGUGCGCUGCUCUGGUUCGCCAGAAGCGGCUUAGUCAUGCUGGCCACAUGACCCGGAAGCUGUACGCCAGCUCCUUCGGCCAAUAAAGUGAGAUGAGCUCCACAACCCCAGAGUCGGCCACAACUAGACCUAAUGGUCAGGGGUCCCUUUACCUUUUUACUGUAGGGAGGUUUCUCCUCAGGGAACAUUAAGCAUUUUUAUUUUAUUUCAUAGGACCCUGUGGUGAAAGGGCCAUUUUCACUCCCAGCAAAAGGCAGCUUAGUGCUGAAACAAGAGCUCCCAGUUCCAUCCGUCUUCCUCGUCCACAUCUGUGCAAAGCCUCUGGCUGCUCCCGAUCAGGUAGGCGCAACAUCCUGUAGAUGUGUGGAACCUCUAAUCCAAUUUGAAACAAACAAUAUUCGUUGGUUCCUUUGUUUUUCUGAGUGCAGCUUAAGGUGUUGGAGUUUGGGACCCAUUUUGUUUCAGAUAAAUACUAUUGGCUCGGUGCUUUUGUAAUUAUAAGCCACUCUUUAUUAGCAAAUCAUAUAAGAUCACUCUUAUUAUUAUUAAUAAUAAUUUUAUUAUUUACACCCCGCCCAUCUGAACGGGUUAAUCCAGCCAUUCUGAGCAGCUUCCAACGUAUAUAAAAACAUAAUAAAACAUAUAAGCGAGUGUCUGUUGAUUUUGUGUAAAUCAAUGUACUUUUUAAUUUAUUUUUGGCUAUGUGUAAGUGGUCAACCCUACAGAUGGCUGCCCUCUUCCCACAUCCCACUACAAAUACGGCCCCUUUAGAGACGCUGUUGGCAGCCCAGACUGCAAGGAGAAGCACCCUCUUGUCAGCUCAGCCACUCUGAAAGCAGGUCCCCUAAGGCCUAGUCUUCCCUUAGACCAUUUGCUUGCAUCUCAGUUUUUCUGCUUCUGGCUGCAGGUGGCAGAGGCGGUUUUAGGGUAGCACGACUGGUGUGGUGCAGGGGGCUUUGGGACGGAAUGAGAGAGGCGGGGGACACUCCUGUGAUGAAACACUCUCUCAUGAGAAACCAUGCCCAAUUUUCUUUUUGCUUUUGUUUCCAGUUUAUCAGCCAUCCCUAGUAGCCUCAUCAUUUGGUCAAAUCGAUCCGUUUUUUAAAGCUCUCUGUCAGGGAAAUGCCAUCGGAGCUAGAGGCGGAGGGAAGGCUCCAGAGGGAUGCCGGAGAGGGUCCCAGUAGGGAGAGAGGCAGCCCGUCCGCUGGGGAAGGAAAUCAGCGUAACACCAGUGGAGAAGGGGGGCAGAUGGGGGAAUCGGAGAGGAGGCUCCAAGACUCCUCGCCAGAGACCAGCGGAGAGAGUACGGGUCCUCCGCUGCCCACACCCUCCCUGCGCAGAAGGCUUCCGCGCAGGGAGACUAGGCGGAGACUAGGCGUCAAAGAACUUUUGUACUGGAAGAAGUUCAAGAAAUGCCCACUGACGGAUUCUGCCAGCGACUGAGACAGCCACAAAGCUAGAAGCUGUCCGGUCGGAAAGGGUUCAACCAGGUAACCUAGCCAGGAGUGGCGGCAACUUGCGCACGAGCAACCCCUAAACCCAGUACACUCUCUUACAUCUUGCUUUAGUGGAGAAAAAAUGCAUAAAAUAAUGUAAUAAAUAAAUAAAAAUAAACUCACUCUUUUGAUACAUGCCAUGCUAACCCUGAGCUAAUCUGUCUUGUCAGGUGAAUGGUGUUCGCCUCAUCCGUCUCACAAAGGAACAAGUUUUGAUAGUGUGGGAUGACAGCUGUGUGAAUUCAAAGUAGGUAACUCGCGCCUAAAGGAAUGCAGAACUGUCUCGGUUUUAAAUCCAUCUUUUUCAAAUUCUUUGUGUAAAGCAGUAGCUAAAUAGCAACUGUACAUUUCACAAACUGUGAGGAAUCAGACUGGAAAAUCCAGAGGGCAAUGGCUGAAUAUUGCUGAGCUCUGGGGCCAUAUGAAUUGCUUCUUGCUCACCUCGCUUGGAGUCUAAUGGCCUAGCGCAAGGCAGGUGCUUUAGAAUACCGUAUUUUUCGCUCUAUAGGACGCACUUUUUCCCCUCCAAAAAUUAAGGGGAAAUGUGUGUGCGUCCUAUGGAGUGAAUGCAGGCUCCUUGGCUUCAGCGAUAGCAAUGCGAAGCCUCCGAAGUGCAGAGGGAGAGCUCCUUCCGUGCUCCGGAGGCUUCGCGUUGCUUUCGCUGAAGCCUGGAGAGCAAGAGGCGUCGGUGCACACCGAUCGCUCUCCAGGCUUCAGGGAGAGCCGCCUGAAGCCUUUGGAGUGCAGCGGGAACUCGUGCUGCACUCCGGAGGCUUCGGGUUCCUCUUGCUGAAGCUGGGAGAGCAAGACUCCUGGCUUCAGCAGAGAGGGAGAGCUGCGCAGUGCCCCUUCAGCGAAGCGGGAGGAGAAAUGGAAGGGCUCCGUUUCUCCUGCCGCUUCGCUGAAGGGGCGCUGAGCAGAGAGGAGGAGAAUUUUUUUUUCUUGUUCUCCCCCUCUAAAACAAGGUGUGUCCUAUGGUUGGGUGCAUCCUAUCGAGUGAAAAAUACGGUAAAUAGGUUUGGAACAGUUGUCUUUAAUUUCUACAUAUUUUCCUCUGAAAAAUCACUUUUCCUUGCAGGGUUACACCAAUAAGCUUGCAAGUCUCUGUGAUGUGUUUGUUUGUUUUUCUUCAUAGGUGCCUGAAAAAAUUUGAAGUGUUUUUCUCACAGGAUGGAAAAACAUUCCGCCAGAUCAGUGUCAAAGACAGUAUAUUUACAGCAUUGGUCUACAGCCCAGGUAACGUCCAGUCCUACAAAUGUCCAGUGUCUUUCUUUAUUUUUAAUUUUAGAACAAAAGCAAAUUAAGAUCAUUUCAAUUCUUCCACACAACCUUUUUUUAAAAAUUGGCUGCUUCGUUUUUUGAAGCAACCUUGAGGAACUGUAAUGUGUCCUUGCUUGAUAAUGGAGUCUAUAUGCCACUGUUUAUAGAUUCAGGUUCCCAAACACCACUGGUGUGAAGGAAGGAAGCUUUUAAUAUUUGAUGAAUUAUUGUAUUUUAAUAUUUUGCUGGAAGCUGCCCAGAGUGGCUGGGGAAACCCUGCCAGAUGGGCAGGGUAUUAUUAAUUAUUAUUAUUAUUAUUAAUAUAAUAUCAUCAUCAUCAAAUGGUUGCUUUUGGUUGUAGAAGUUCUUCUGCUCAAGAAGAGUAAAACUUUAUGGGAAGAUUAAAGGUACAUAGUGAGAAUUUCCACACAGGUUUAUAAGGGGAUGCUUUGUGUAGGAAGGUUAAAAGUACACAGAAGGAUCAAAGAUUCAGUCUAGGGACCUGGCUAUUUUAAAGACAGACAGCUUUUUUAAAAAAAUUCUUUUUCAUUCUUGUCAAAACAAAAAAGGUCUUCAAUUACUACCACAAAGUACAAAUACUUGGUUCCUGGCUUAUCUGAACAUUUGGCUGCAGAGAUAAGCAAUCUACUUUAAAAACACACACCAAAAUAUAGGCGUUUUGUCAAUGUAGUUUCCCCCCCAGUCUUUCUCAGUGUAACCAAGAUGUUCAACUAACUAUUUGUGUCGGACUUUCUCUACAGAAACAACAGUCACAGGGUUCUACAAAGUGCGAGCUGUGGAUUACUGGGGCAGAGCGGGGCCAUUUUCUCUCCCGGUGUACUACAAUGAAGCAUCUUAAGAAAGGCCAACACCUCAAAGGCAAGCCAGAACUUACAGAAUUAGGCUUGCACUUUGUCAGGCUACAAGUCCUUAAAGCAGUGGUUCUUCAUACUCUUUAAGAAAUUUCCCCUUACGAUGCUCAGAACAACUCGACUUCCAGGGCGUCAGAGGAGAAAUGAGGAGAGCGACUGGAAGCCACUCCAGAGCACCAAAAGUUUCAUUUUCAAGAGAUAAUUUUGAAAAAUAAAGUAGCACCCUAAGGCAGGCAACAGAACUGCCUCUCCCCACAAUCCAAGGGACGCCAGCUGCUGAUGUAAGCACUUGUUCAAGCCCCUGCAGUAACUAGUUUCGAGAGUCAAAUGGAUUAGAAAAAAAGAAAAGUGAAUCGGCUGGAACAGGAGUUGGCAAACUACGGUCCGCAGGCUGGAUCUGGCCCAAUUGCCCUCUGGAUCCAGCCCGUGAACGGUUCCAUUUUUCCCCCCAAUUUUUUUCGGGUGCCAUUUUUUUGCAACCCCCCCCCAAACUACAUCUCCCAGCAUGCUCCAAGGUUGCUCAGACCUCCAUGACGCUGGCCAAUCCGAAGCCUUAGCAACCUCAGGCCUCCCCUCUAUUGGCCAGUUUCACACAAGCCGGCAGCCAAUGGUGACCCUUCCCAAGACCUGCUGCGAGGAGGGAGGAGGAAGAUGAGGAAGACUCUUCUGUGCUGCUUGGCGGUGGCACAUUAGCAGCAUGGUCAUGGACACCCCGGGGUAGGGGCACUUCCUGGUGGGGUGGCUGUGGCCCCUCCAUGCAAGCCAAGACCCAGCACGGGCGGGGCGCCCCCUCCCCAGUCCAGCCCAGCCCGCUCCAUCUGAAUGUGGUAAGUGGAGGUAUCUCAACCGCUCUGUCUCCAAGGGAAGGCGUGUAUGCAUGCGCGCGCAGGGUCUGGCCCACCACAAAUUCUGAGGGACAGUGAACUGGCCCCCCGCAGAAAAAGUUUGCUGACCCCUGGGCUGGAAGAAGAAGAAGAAGAAGAGUUUGGAUUUGAUAUCCCACUUUAUCACUCCCCUUCAGGAGUCUCAAAGUGGCUAACAUUCUCCUUUCCCUCCCUCCCCCACAACAAACACGCUGCGAGGUGAGUGGGGUUGAGAGACUUCAGAGAAGUGUGACUGGCCCAAGGUCACCCAGCAGCUGCAUGUGGAGGAGCGGAGACGCGAACCCGGUUCCCCAGAUUACGAGUCUAUCGCUCUUAACCACACCACCACACUGGCUCUCACACUGGAAGAAUAGCAUGCUGGGAAAAGUGCUCAGGAAUGGGAGGAUGCCAAGUGCCAAUCUUUUGAAGAAUUUGGUUUUAGAAGUAGGUUUGUAUUUUCUAUGCUUGCGCAAAACAAAAAGUUGAUUAAAGGUACUCAUCUUGAGCUUGGAUGCUACAUGCAAUUUUUGGAAUCUCAUUUGAAUAAAGACCUGCUAUAUAUUUCGGAA
Podarcis lilfordi (Lilford's wall lizard) is the source of this 63507-nucleotide messenger RNA. The record is from the annotation of a GenBank genome assembly. Lineage: Eukaryota; Metazoa; Chordata; Lepidosauria; Squamata; Lacertidae.